Messenger RNA from Pelobates cultripes (western spadefoot toad), 55602 nucleotides. Lineage: Eukaryota; Metazoa; Chordata; Amphibia; Anura; Pelobatidae. The record is from the annotation of a GenBank genome assembly.
GCCGAGUGAACCAGCUGGGGGGAGUGUUCAUCAAUGGCCGGCCGCUGCCUAACCACAUCAGGCACAAGAUCGUAGAGAUGGCCCACCACGGCAUCAGGCCCUGCGUCAUCUCCCGCCAGCUCAGGGUGUCCCACGGCUGCGUCUCCAAGAUUCUGUGCCGGUACCAAGAGACCGGCUCCAUCAGGCCGGGAGCCAUCGGGGGAAGCAAGCCCAAGGUGAGGGCAGUGCUACAGGUGCCAUGUUACAAGAGGGCAAAGUGUGGGCAGGACAUGGACACAGACAGACAGCAGGAUUCCUCUAGCCUUACAUAUAUAUAUAUAAAAAUAAAAUACUGCAUGGGCCAGUUGUAUUUUCUAUCUGUUGUGAGAUCUAUGUAGGUAAUUGCUUUGUCAGUAAGCAGGCUCUGCCUAUGGGCACUGAUAAGAUGGGAUCUACUUAAUCACUGCCUAUGGAUAUGGAACACUUGGCACAUGCCUACUCACUGCAUAUAGACAAUGAGCAGGUAAGACAUAAAUUAGCACCUAGUCACUGUCUAUGGACUUUAAGCAGGUAUUACAUAAAGAAAUUAGCACCUAGUCACUGGCAAUAGACAUUGAACAGGUAUGACAUAAAUUAUCACCCAGUCACUGGCUAUGGACAUUGAGCAGGUAUUAGAUAAAUAAAUUAGCACCUAGUCACUGGCAAUGGACAUUGAACAGGUAUUAGAUAAAUAAAUUAGCACCUAGUCACUGGCUAUGGACAUUGAACAGGUAUUAGAUAAAUAAAUUAGCACCUAGUCACUGGCUAUGUACAUUGAGCAGGUAUUAGAUAAAUAAAUUAGCACCUAGUCACUGGCUAUGGACAUUGAACAGGUAUGACAUAAAUUAGCACCCAGUCACUGGCUAUGGACAUUGAGCAGGUGUGACAUAAAUAAAUUAGCACCUAGUCACUGGCAAUGGACAUUGAGCAGGUAUUAGAUAAAUAAAUUAGCACCUAAUCACUGGCAAUGGACAUUGAGCAGGUAUUAGAUAAAUAAAUUAGCACCUAGUCACUGGCAAUGGAUAUUGAACAGGUAUUAGAUAAAUAAAUUAGCACCUAGUCACUGGCUAUGGACAUUGAGCAGGUAUUAGAUAAAUAAAUUAGCACCUAGUCACUGGCUAUGGACAUUGAGCAGGUAUUCGAUAAAUUAGCACCUAGUCACUGGCUAUAGACAUUGAGCAGGUAUUAGAUAAAUAAAUUAGCACCUAGUCACUGGCUAUGGACAUUGAGCAGGUAUUAGAUAAAUAAAUUAGCACCUAGUCACUGGCUAUGGACAUUGAGCAGGUAUUAGAUAAAUAAAUUAGCAACUAGUCACUGGCUAUGGACAUUGAGCAGGUAUUAGAUAAAUAAAUUAGCACCUAGUCACUGGCUAUGGACAUUGAGCAGGUGUGACAUAACUAGUCACUGUCUGUGGACUCUGAGCAGGUGUGACUACCUGUGGAUACUGAGCAGGUGUGACUUACCUAAUCAUUGGCUAAAUAAUCAAUUGCCACUGGGUCUUUCCUUCCAGUAGCUGUAUGAAUAUACCAAGUCCUUAUUGUGAGGAUUAUUAGGAAUCCUCAGCUAAGAUAAGAGUAAUGAGACGAUCCCAAGUAAAUAAACAAACAUUACCAGGGUCAGUUCCCCUUGACUUACCAUCAUUACACGCAGAAAACUGAGUUUGACCUGACCCCAGCUAACACUCACCCUUUGCCUCAGCCCUGUCAGCAAAUGGAUGAAAGAUUGAUCUUGCAUUUUGACAUAUGCUUUUCCUGUAAUUAUAUUUCCACUGUGCACAUUUACUUUUCAAACGAUUUAACGUGAUCUUACUGUAUUAUUGUACAUUUAGACAUAAAUUAGGUUAUCCACAAGUUUUACAUAUUCGUAUAAAAACAUGUUUUGCAAUUCUAUAGAAUGUUGUGUAAUAGUCUUGUAUAUUAAUUUUAAUAUUAAUUUUAAUGUACAUUCGUGUAUUUAUACAGCAACAAUGUAUUUGUAAUUUACAGAAUAAAAGUAUCGCUGGUUAAUGAUACUAAGAAGGGAAAAUGUGUUGUUUUUAAUCAUUCCAUUUACUGGGCUUUUUGAAUAAUUUAGAUACAGGAAUUUACAGUAGUAUUUUACAAGCAGUCCUGUACAUUUAAAUAUAGCUCUCUCCUUUUUUUCUUGUUUAGCAUUUUUUUUCCCCAAAGUUCAUUCCAAGCACAAAAAUACUUUUCUACUUGUGGCAUUUUAUGUAACUCGAUCUCAGAAUCUUCACAGCCUCUAAAUUCACAGAAAAACUGCAACCAAAAAAAAAAAAAAAAAAGUAUGGAAAGAGAUUUUUUUAUUUUAAAUAAUUGCCUAAGGACUGACUUUUUCCAUUUCCCACUUUGUUAAAUGUAUAUGCAUUUCUGUUACUCGUAUCUAUAAUAUACACACAGCUGGUGGGAUUGAUCUAUGCUUUACUUAAUAAACUCCAAAAUAGGAUAUUCAUUUUUUUUUUUUUUCCUCUUAAAGCAGGUGACUACACCAGAUGUGGAAAAAAAGAUUGAAGAAUUUAAAAGAGAUAACCCGGGUAUGUUCAGCUGGGAAAUUCGAGAUAAAUUACUUAAGGACGGAGUAUGUGAUCGAAAUACCGUUCCUUCAGGUACUACACCCAUUAAUAUUUAUAAUAAAGCCUAUCCAUCUCUAUUAAAGCGGGCAAAUCACUUAGGCAAUAAAAAAAUAUUGAUUGCUGCUCUGUGGAGACACUGGACUCCUCUGGAGCCAUCUAAAGCAAUGAAAUAUUAAUCACAGUCUGCAUUAUUUCAUGGGCUAUCAUAAAAUGCAGUUAAUUGCCUCGCUGCUUAAUGUGGACACAGCAAAAAAAAAAAAACCUUUAAAAUGCUUUUAUAACCAUGGAGCAAAUUUAAACCAAUUAAUAAGACUGAACGCUCAAUUCAUAGAAACAGAGUAAUAAAAUAAAUAUUUCAUGCCUGAAGUUUGUAAAUGCCCUCCUGAUUUAUUUUUAAUUUUAGAAAAAUAAAUUAUAUUACACAAAAUAUACUUCACCAGGAUAAUUAAAUUUUUUUUAUAAACUCGUAUAUUUAUUUAAAAGCAAACUUUAUAUUUCUACGUACAAAAUUAAUUAAUCAAUGUAAAAAAAACAACAACUUGUAUUUUAUAUUUUUAAACUAAUUAAUAAAAAGGACAUAUGCGAGAAAUGUGAAGAGAAGUUUUAAUAUAGUUAUAAUUUUAAAUUCUCUAUUUUAUUUGUGUAGCUGAUUCGGAAUGGAUAGAUGCAUAAAUAGACAUAAUGGAAAAAAAAAGACCGAAUUAUAAAUAUCCCCGUUAUGACUAAAAAAUUUUUUUUAUAAAUAAAUAAUAAUUUGUAAGAAAAUAAAAAAAUAAAAAAAGAAGUUUAAAAAUGAAUGGGUUGUUCGCUUUGGACUGUAUUCACUAAACAGCGAAUUGUUCUGAAUGGACAGACGAUAAAAAUUUACACUGAAAUAGUUGGUGACAAAAUAUCUCUGAUUCUAGAAAAGUUUGGACAUAAUUUCUAACUUUGUCCUUUAAUUUUUCAAAUCAGCCCUUUGAAUUCUAGCGAGCUUAAAACCAAACUGAAAAAUGUAGGCUAAACUAGCCAAACUGUAUCUCUAGAUGAUUUUCCCAAAUCAGCACCUUUUUUUCUUUAAAAUAAUUCGAUUUUCAGUUCACCACAAUUCGCUGUGGACUUGUGAAUAAGCCACGACUGAACUCAAAUUUAUUAACAUUCUAAACCUGGCAACAAUUAAGAAACGACAAUUAUCCUCUCUGAGCUUGGAAUCCAGGGGACAUGUAUCUAACCACACAUUGUCACCUAAUUCUAGUGAGCUCUAUAAGUCGAAUUUUGAGGAGCAAAUUUGGAAAAGGGGAAGAUGAAGAUGUAGAAAUGGAAAGAAAAGAGCAGGAGGAACACGAAAAGAGGACAAAACACAGCAUUGAUGGCAUCCUAAGAGAGAGAGGUACAGUGCACCCACCCUGCUAUAUGUAGUAUGUAGUAGUAAUAUCACGAUUUAACAGAAUAAUAGCCCUGCUUAUAUAAAAUCGCCAAUUAAAUAUAUAUAUAUAUAUAUAAUACAAUGUUUCAAUAGCAGCUAAUUAAUGUGCAAGUCUUACACAUUAUAUGAUCAUUUAUUGCAAUCAAUGGAUGUGCGUAUUGUCAUUUUAAUUGUGUGUCUAAAAUAUUUGGGAUACUUCUAAGAUUGCUUAUGGAAUGUAAGAUAUUACAAAUAUGUAUUUACAGGUCUUUCGUAGUGUUUAUUUUAAUUUUUUUAUUAUUGUAUAUGUAUAUUAAAGAAACCUGUUGCUUUUCUGGUUUUUGGAUGGAAUAGGGGAGAAAGAGGAAAUAGGGUUAAACAAAAAGAAGACGAUAAACCCCUCCCUGCCCCCUCCCCCAACAACAAAAAAAAUAAUUUAAAAAAAUACCUCCAACACUAUAUAUAUAAACAAUCAUAAAAACAAACCAGAGGCAAUACAAAGAGAUAGAAAAUGAAGCCUAGACUGUGUUUCCAUUCUAGAUACAAUGCUCUAAUUCCUAAGGUGUUUAUGGCUGCAAUUGGUGGUAAAUGUGUAACUAAGGUGUCAGAUCAAUAAUUUACACAUAUUAGCAGAGAUCAAAGAGGCUCUAUUUCUUCGUUUACCUCUUUAGGGACCUGUGUAUUGUAAUUCAGCCCUGCUAUUGAUUGCUGGAGUAGAUAGUGGUCUGUGAGGGGUGGGGAGGGGGGAAGCUGGAGGGGGCAGAAAUUGAGGGGGAGAAAAAAAAAAGAAAGCAACUUUACCGAGUCUAAAAGAUUAGUUUUAGACAUCAAUGGGAAACCUCGGGAGAUCCCAAUUUAGUUUAGUCAAGGACUGGAGGAAACACUCAAACUCACCGAUUUCCUCUAAAAGUGAUAUUAAAUAUAUCUCAAACGAUGAUCUGACCCCCUCUUAACCUGCCCAAUGCCUGCGAUCAUUUUGUACAUUAAAGCAAAAAAUCUUCAGAUGGCAGAUUAAAUGACUUCACAUUAACCCCUUCGGUGCUCUCCAGUGUUCCUGCAGCACUGAAGGGGUGUAUAUUGAAAUGAUAUACUUCCUUGAAAAUAUACAAACUUAUUUCAGCUGUUUUGGGAGCUUUGAUAAUAAUUCAAUUCCAACAGAAACAUUUGUCCUACAGUAAAUUAGAAACAGAAGUCUUGUAUUUCCCAUUGAGCUCUUACAGUGACUAAGUACUAUGUAAGGGAAUUAAGAGUACUAAAGGGGAAAUGUUACAUAUAGCCUGGGAUCCCCAAUAAUAAACAAGGUUUCAUUAAACAAAUUCAUUAAUUAGCAGCCAGUGUCCUGAGCACAUUCUAGACUCCUGUAUCUUUUUGAAGCUUACACAAUGUGAAACUUACUGUGUGUUUGUCUGUGUAAGUGUCUUUACGUAAGGGUAUUGUGUGAAUAUACAUUUUGAAGAUGAAAGUGUAUACUAAAAAAAAAAUGGAAAAGAAGAUAUUUUGACAUUGUUUAUUUUUUACUUUUUUUAUAGUUAGUAUGUUUAUUUUAUUUUGUGGGUUUUUUUUAAAUUCACCUUAUUGUUUUAAAUCAUUGAAAUACUGUAUAAACAAAAAAAAAAAAAAAAGAAAGAAAGGAGAGAUCUGAGAAAGUGGAGAGAGAGAGAGAGAGAGGGGGAUUGGAAAGAGAGAGCGAUAGGAAAACAAACAAACUAUUGUUUGGUUAAUGAAAUGAGCUUGCUGAAGAGUUAGCUUGUUUCCCAGAUAGUAAUGUGAUGGGCAGCAGAUGUGGGCUCACCUUAUCCUACAGACAGUGUUGUGUUCUGUGGGUUGAGACUUUGUACUGGGGUCUCUGGAUAUUUAGUGAGUGCUUUGGGACAUGUUGCUGGGUCUCCCUAUAGGCACCGGAGGGGACAGAAAGCACCAAAUUGAGCUGGUCAAACAUUUGUACAACUUUUCCAUUGAUGACAAAAGAGCCUCUCCACACACAAUCUACACUUGGAGAUGAACUUGUGGAACAAAGGGAGGAGAGUCCAUUGAAACUCACACUUUAGCUCUGCCCAGACAAAGCUUCAGCUAGAAGCAGCCUGGUGGGGACAAAGGAAGGCCUGCCUUUUUUUUUUAUAUAAUUCCUGGAGAAUGGAGUGUGAAAGCAACUCACAAAGGCCCCAGAAAAGACAUUAUGGGCUUGCAAUAAGGGAUGAAUAAUUCAAUAGGCACUGCUACUGAGAGUUUUAUGGACUCUUCAGUGAAGAGAGAAAGGGACAUUUUCACCUACAAAAUGUGAGAAGACCUCUAUGGCUCUUAACCCUUGGCAUGCUGGAGGAGAGGUGGAUUUUACAUUUCUGGUUCUUAUUCAAAAUUAUAGUCUGAUUGGUUUGACACUAAAGUUCCACUACAAAUAAGUACUUGCCCAUAUCUGGAAAGGGAUAUAGGGAUACAUAGGGAUGUAGGGCUAUAUAUGCAUACAGAUUAAUAUAUAUUUCUUUUAUUUUCCAUAAAACAAUAUUUUAAUCUCCUCCCCCCUAUCAUUAAUAAAAUCCACUCAAUAAAACUAUCCCUCAGAGUUUCAUCAUUAAAAAUCGAGCUGUGACGAGUUAUACACCGACUUAGAAAACCUUAUUUUUAUACGAUUUGUUUUUAAAAUCGAUUAUUAACGCACUGCAUCUCACUGUUUAGUGAAUAAGCCCCUUCUAGUUUCUUUUUUACCAAGUUGUAGUUCAUAUUUGUUUUGUUCCUGGGGAAAUUACAUUUAGUUUCUGUUAGUCUUUUUCUGUUAAUACAAUUAUGAUUUAAGGUAACCAAAUGGCAUCACUACUUGCAAGAAAACCGGGGUUUCUUGAUAAUUAGGGACGAGUACUUUGCAUUGCAUGCAUAUUUACAAUUAUUUAUAAGGAUGUCACUGACCUUUCAGAGAAUCUAUGUACAUUAUAAAAAAUUGGUAAAGUGCACAAACCUGUUAACAUGCUGAGCUCUAUUGCAUUGGAAAAUUAAAUGAAAAAAAAAUAUUUAAAACAUUUAAUUACUAAAACAGACUGAAUAAACAGACAGACAGACAGAGAAAAAUACAUCAAUAUAUUUAAUUAAGAUGUAAUAUAUUAUCAUUAAUAGUAUUGCUAUUAUUAUUACAUUGUACUUGUAUAUAAACAAAAAUAUAAUCAUACAGCAUAUACACAUAACACACAGCAUGGGUACACAUACAUAUACACACUCACAGCAUCUGAACUCAAAUAGCUGGCUUAAGAACAAAUGAAUAUUAUUAAAAGGCUGAGAAAUACAGUCUGAACUUCUUGUCUCUGUUUUUGAUUUUAAUCCCAACUGCAGAGAAAUCUUUCUAAAGUCUACAUAAUAAAUGCCACCAGCUUGGCUGGAAAAAGCUUUAAAUGUUUUAAUUCUCUUGAUUUUAUUUAUUUUUUCUGCAAAAGUAUAAAGUUAACUCUUGUAGUUCUGUUGAUUCCAGCAACAUUCCCCAAAUUAACCCCUCAGCUCUCUCCAGUACACAGAGCAGUGACUAGUGGCUGUGUAAGGGGGGCAGGGGGGCUUAGAUUUAUUGUUAGAAUCAUUUCUGGAAGGAAUCAGAGAAUGAAGGAUAAAGUAUUGCAUGAUUUAUUUACUGGUUACAUUGUGAACAUCAGAUUAGCUAUCACUUAAUAGAAAUCUACGGCCUCCUAGUGAGUGACUAUAAGUACAUUAUAUCCUGCCAUUUAUUAUAACGUCACCGAUCUGCCAUAUUACAGUUUGUGAUGGAGAUGGUAAUAAUAGAUCAGGAUCAGGAUAAUUAUAUAUCAGCUUCUUAUAUUGUUCCAGUAGUGACGAAUAAAAAUAGCUAGAUUUCUGUCCUAUUUAAAAAAUAGUGAAUUGGGUUGACAUGCAAAAUAAUAUACAAAAUGUAAGAUAAAAUAACAGGUUAUAAAUAAAUCUCCAAUUUAUGGGGUGGAUCCACCAAAUAAGGAGUUGAAACGACUGGUUACAUUUAAACUAAAUAGAGAGGAUUUUUUUUUAAAAACUGAGUAUUUUGACCUACGUUUUGCAAUUCAAUCGUCAAUCAACCAUAGUUCACUGUUUAGUAAAUACUCCCCCAAGACAAAUACAUUUACAGCUCAUUGGGAAAGGCUACGAUUACUAUUCUGUGUCUUCAAAAAACUAACAUUCACAUUAUUUUAUCUAUUCUCUCUCUCUCUCUCUCUCUCUCUCUCUCUCUCUCUCUCUCUCUCUCUAUCUAUCUAUCCUAUACAGUUAAUAAGUGUAAUCUAUUGUAGAAAGCUACUUUCAUAACGUCCUCCUUUGAUUAACCCUUUCGCUGCCAGAACAGCAAUGUUUAAUUUAAUCCCCUUUAUUGUAAACUAAAAUCCACAGCGAUUUAGACAACAAAAAGGCAAAUAAGAACAGGGAACGGAUCAAGUUUGUUUCUAUUCUGUAAAGUUACAAUGUACCCUGUGCAAGGAUUCCCAGUAUCUGCCCAGUGACUGCCUCUGGGGAAAUAGAACAAAAUGCUAGAUUAUCCCAGCCAGGGGAGCCCUAGGCUUUAGUUUUAAGUCAUUUACUAUAGACUCCAAUCAUACGUUUACACUAGAACCCGUCUUUACUAUAGAGAGGCGAUAAUUAAAUGAGUAAUCCUCUUGUAAAAUGGCCUUUUCUUUAAUUAUACCCCAGGUUAUAAUUUUAUUUGUAAUUUCGGUUUGCAAUAAUGUAUCUAUGAUAGAUUUGUAGAGGAUUGUAUGUUUCUAUUCGACCAUCCAAUAGGGUCUGUGAGACCGUUGUACAUUGUUUCUAUGUUGACAGUGUAUUUAAUUUCUAUACUUAUUGCAUAAUUUGUAUCUGUAAAUAUAGCUACACCAUAUAUAAUAACACCAUGUAAAAUGACUUGCAUUCUAACCACUACACAGAGCUCCCAUGCAUUGCUCAGGACACAUAUAAAACUCUACACUGCAGGGUUGUAUUGAAUUAAUCACUGCCCUGCAGGAUGGAUCUUUUAUAAGUGUCCCUAAUUAAAGGGCCACUACAGGUCACUCUUACCAUAAGGAAACUGAUUUCCCAUACAGUAACUGGGAAGACCUGUUUUCUCUAUGUGUCUGCUUUGAACAUGAAUUGGGUCCUCUAAAUAUUUCUGUAGCUGCUCAGUAUGACAUUUAUAGCUCCUCUGAGUGUAUUAUAGGCCUGCCAUGUGAAUGGCCCUCUCUGUUUCCCCCAUGCAGAGUGGAACUGGCCCCCAGGCGGCGUCACAAUGCAUUUGGCCCUGGUCAGGCGCUCUGCCCCAAUAGGCUCUGUGCAAACUCUCCCCAAUCUCAGAGUUCUUGUAGGCAGAUUAAACUGGCUCCUUUCUUCCUCACUUACUUUCAUCUUCUACUAUACCCGCCCUCUCUAGCCUCAGGCAAACAUUCGUGAAAUUUCUGCAACCUCCCCUUAUUCUUUUAAUUUUAUUUAACCCUUUUACAGCCACUAAACUGAAUGUGAUUGCACAAUGUGGACAAGAUGUAUUUUCCUAGACUGGCAUUGGCUGCCGGUUUAAUAAGUGUCAGGCCUGUAAAAUAUGUACAAUUCAGAUUAAGAUGGGUUCAGGUUAACUAAAAGUCUAAAAAACAAUCUGUGAGUGAUCUAAAAGGUAUGUAAUGUGUAGCAGCAGGUUUACAGUGCAACUGAGUGUGAUGGGGUUUCUAGUCCACUAUUUUCCACAUUGCUCUAGCGUACAUCAUUGUUGGAGUGAUUUAAUAGGCAGCCAGGAGUUGGAUUGAUUUUGGACUAAGGAGCAAUUGUUGGAUACCAGUAUCUGGGGGUUUUGUAAUAGUGUAUGUAUAAAGUUUAUUUCUAGUUUAAAUUAUUUUUAAACUGUGUUGGUUUACAAUCCUAGUACUAAUUUGAAUGUUUAAAAGAAUACAUGAGUGAGGAGUUAUUGAUAAAAAAAUUAAAUUCUGGGCCAACGUUCUAAACGUGGAGCAAUAACCAACGAAACUAAUGUGAUGUUCCACCUUUAGAACGUCGACCCUGAUUUGCUUUUUAUACGUAAUCGCCUGCCCUGUACGAUUAAUUUACUGUAUUUGUUAGCAGAAAAUGGGGAAAUGCCAGAACACUCCUGAUCCUAUCGUGUCUGGCUGAGAAUAAUGGUAGCGAGAGUACAUAGCAGCUGUGAACAUAGACUCAGUACUUAUUCCUGUAUAAUACAUUGUUCGAUAAGUAUUGGGAAUAAAAAGAAUAGACGUCAUCAGAUUGGUGAAUUAAAUAUAGUUUUUCUGUGAACAAAAGCCACCAGUGAUCAGUCCUGCGGUGUCCUUAGUGGGGAGAUAUUUGUCUGGUGUGGUCAUAGGAUGGGGACACGCGACUACCAGCCCAGAGCUUAAAUAUUUACAUCCAUCCUGACAAUCAGACACUUGUUCCCUGCUCUGAGAGGUGCCGAUGAGUUUGGUCAGGGCAGAUGGUUAUCACGAUAUUGAUCACGACAGUGAGGAGCUCACCAACACCCUGCGGGAUAGCAAUAUGUGAUUUUAGGUGCAAUUUGUUCCCAAUGAAAUUAUCAAUUCGUUAUUAAAUCAUCCAAAAAUAAUACUAACGUUUUAUUUUAGUUAUUUAUAAUAAUAAUAAUAAUAAUAAUAAUGAUGUAUAAUAAAAAUAUUUGCUAAAAGUUAUAUAAAUAAACAUUUUUAAAAAUAAAAUGUACUUAUUAGUAUUACAACUGCACCAAAAUGUUUUAAUAUAUCUUAUUGAUAUCAAUUAUUAUUUUAAAAAAAUAUAUAUUUAUUCAAGCUAUAAUUAUUAUUUUUUAAAAUUAAACUUGAUGAUUUUUUACUGGCAAGCCAUUAUGUUGUUAGCAUACACAUUCUCCAAUUAAUUAACGAAUUAACACCAAUACAUUUACAGUGUCUGUGUCUGAGAGAAUUUAUAGCAUGGUCAUAGUCAGUAUACUAUAUUUACCCCUUGAGGGAUUACAUGAAAAACUGGAAGUGUAAACCAAUAUCUAAAUGAAUUACUCCACAAAACAUUUUUUACACUCAGCACAUCAUCAUAUAGUGUAACCAAAGUUAUAGUGCCAAGUCUUAAUUAUUUUAUAUAUUUGUAAAAAUAUUUUUCUCAUGCUAACUGCAUGCAGUAUUUAUAUACAUUUCAAUCAUUAUAUUUAUAGAUAAAGUAAAAUAUUAACAGAAGCAGAAGUACUCUACCUAGGUCAUUUUGACUCUAAAAAACAAUGACAAGCAAGAAUGAAAGAAGUAUAGAACUCGAUAGACCCAUUGUACAGCGCUACAAAAUCUGAUGGCGCUAUAUAAAUAAUAAAAUACUAAUACUAAUAAUAGGCAUGCAUUAUAUGAUGUUUAAAAUGUCACAGUACUUGUAGUUUACUGAAAAAAAAAAAUCUAAAUCAAUUCCUAAACACAGGUGAUACUAAUGAAUUAUAAAUAAAUCCUUUGCUUGUUAUAAUUGAUUAUUGACAGUUUAUUGAACAUCCCAAUAAGCUCAUUAAAUGUGCGUCGAUUCUAAUCACCCCCCAUAGGGAAAGAUAAUUGACUGCAGAUGACCCAACACAAACUAUAGAACAAGCUGGCAUGAUUUCACACUGCUCCCAAUUCCUUAAAUGAGCAUCAUUAUUCCAGCAUUUGUAUCCAUUUAUGUGUUAUAGAGGUGCUAACAAUGCUGGAAAGAAUGUUGGUGUCUGCAGAGUUAAUUAUGGUAGUCACCAUUCUACUAAACAGAAAUACAGGACAGUGUUUAAUAUUUUCAGAAGAUACUAUAAUUAUUCAGUCACUUAUAACCCCCAACUCAUCAGCUGCCCAAUACUCAAUGUGGUAUGAAUUUGUUUUCACCCUUCUUGUCUAAGUACCCAUACCCAUUCAUGGCACUGCUCACUCCCCCCCUUCCUUCGCCUGUCAGUGCCCAAGGCUCAGUGUGGCAUGAACCCUUUCCUUCCUCCCUUGUGUCCCAAGGCUCAGUGUGGCAUGAGCCCUUUCCUCCCUCCCUUCUGUCAGUGCCCAAGGCUCAGUGUGACAUGAAACCUUUCUUCCCUCCCUUGUGUUAGUGCCCAAGGCUCAGUGUGGCAUGAACCCUUUCUUCCCUCCCUUUGCCUGUAGGUGUCUAAGGCUCAGUGUGGCAGUAACUCCUCCAUCACCUCCCCAUCCACACACCAGGUCUGGGACAUGGAGCUACAAUGUUUUCUCUGCUUCAUUUAAGAACCAAUGGAGUGAAUAAGUGGGUAAUAAAGCUUAGGCUUCUGGCUCUGUCUACCUGUCAUUUAGCACAUCUGAUUAAGCAACCAAAAACACACAGUAUAUGCACUGAUUGUAGUCUACAUACACUGGGAGUUACAAUCUGCAUGAUUUGUAUGUUAAUGUGGGACUAGAGGACAGUUUUUCAAAUGAAGGAAAACAGCAAUUUUCUCUAGUUCAUCUCAAUAACAAUAUCUCCAACAGUAAUAACCUCUAAUAUCAUUUCACAUAACAUGCAUCAGUAAUGUUAAUAUAUUAUAUAUAAUAUUAUAGUAUAUAAUAUUUCAGCCUAAUAACAAUAGGUCAAUCAACAACUAUCCAAAAUAUAAGCCCUGAUUUCAAUUCAGUGCAAUUCUGCUACAUUCUAAAUAUGGCAAUUCUCUAAAUUCAAGCCAGUGUUUGUACAUUCUGCACAUUUCCCAUUUAAAUGAAUAAAAACCUGAUUUUCAGCCUAACUGAACUUUUGACAGCAAUUGCUCAUGUAACCUACUGGAGGUAGGUUUAUUCCAUGGGAAAAGGAGUUCUGAAAAUCUUAUUGGCCAAUAUUAUGCUGUGAACUCAUUCUCCCAGCAGGCAAAGAACCUCAUAGGAUAUUCAUAGAUUCCAUCCAUCCAGCAGACAUGGGGUUAAUCCUGGGCUUGUACAGGGAAGGGAACAGUUAAAAGGCAAUUAAGUUGUUUUAAUGGCUUAUCUUAGGGUGCUUUACAGUUGUUUUACAACCAGGCAUUGAAAUGUGAAAGGGUUGUUUUAAAUCUCCCUGGCCAAAUAUUGAUUAAGUAGUUGUUUGUUGAUGCUUUUUUCACCUCUGAAAAGGGUAGUAGCUUUACCUCUUGUGUUUCAUCUGCUAUUGUUAUUGGUUCUUAAUGAGAUCAAAGAGAGACCGCUUCAAUGUAUCUGGCUUGGAAAAUCCUAUUUGACCACUAAACCCCAUUGUUGACUCUUGACUCAUUUUGGAACUCUCUAUGGCUAACGCCAAAUUAAUUAUCCUCAUAUUGCUAAUGUGCCACAUGAACUAUGGCAACCCUAUGUACAUCAGAGGCUUGUUAACUACAUUCCCCUUGAUUCUCCUGCACUGAUAUAUUUGCUUAGGUCAAAGGCUGGCGAUAGCUGCUCCAUCUUUUCAAAUAUAUGAUUUGGUUGAAACAUGGCAUCUACGUUACAUUAUAACAGAUCGAUUUGUUGGUUGUUUUUAUUAAUUUCCUGAGAAAUAUUUUUGCAUUAGUCUAUUUCUUGUAGAAUCUUUCUUUUCAAACCGUGUUUAAGUUUGACUUCAAAUUCAGUUUAUGUGUUAGAUCACAUUUAGAUGGGUUCACAUAAAUAAGUAAAAGUUGUGUCUAUUUUCUAUAUUCUUACUACUCGGCAUCGUCAUUUAUAGCUGCUGUUAUUUUAUUAUAACCUGUGCAUUUUCCUGUCUUUGUUACCCAUUGGAUUAAUAGGUUAUUGGCUUAAACCACCAAUCAGUAAUUCAUAAUAUAAAGAGGGAAACCUUGCAAAGGCUGCAGAGAUCUGCACCUAUUGCGAGCAGUUUUUAAAAAUACCGCAAUUAAAAAAUGCAUACUUCUUGUAUGUUUUCAUUGGGAAUAUAUCUACCAAAUAGUGAUUUUUUUAUAUUUUGUAUCUGGGCAGUGGAGUGUCCUUUUAAUAUCAUUGGUUACUACUAUUAUUAUGUAUUAUUUGGAUCUGAUUGAAAAAUUCAGCCAACACACAAUUGGAAUAGGUCUCCAAAACUAGCUAUUUUGGCCUAUAUAUUGCUGUUCGGAUUUCAGUUUGCUACAAUGCAGAGUUAAGUGAAUAAACCUGUAAGUUUUACAAAACUGAUAGUGUAGACCACGGUUUUAGCCAUAUAACAAUUUCUCCAAUUUGUUUAAAAAAAAAAAAAUUUCUGAGUAUUUAAAAAAAAAUAAAAAAUCUGCUAAAUCUUGUCAUUGAUGAGAAAAUAUAUUUCAACUCAUAUGUCGGACAAGUAAUGUAAGCCGGAGGGGGACCACAUUUAAAGAACAUAAGCUUCCUGUCUGCUGAUGGUGCAAUGCAUGCUGGGAUACUGUGGUAAAGUUAGCCAUCCGAUCUGUCUGCCAUUAUUGAAACUCCUCCUUUGUAGUACAACAGGGGCUAGGACAAGGAGGUAUAUUUUUCCCCCUAAUAGAGUGUUCUUGAAUUGUAAGUUUGAGGGAUUUUCUUUUUUUAUAAAUCUAAGCUUUCUUUGAAAAGUAAACAAAGAAAUACAACAAUCAAUUUAACAGUUCGGUAUAGCUUGCAUAUAUUGGUGUUAUGUUAUACUGUAACAAUAUAUUGUACAGUGCUGCACACCGGAUAAACACCACAUACAAGUACUUUGUAAUAUGAGAAAUUUAGACAUGCUUCCUGAAUGUGACUGCUGAUUGACAUCCAUAUUUUAAAUUUUUGCCUGCACUAGUAAACUUUCUUAUAAUACACUAGUGAGGUUUAUUCAAUAAGCAAUACAUUAUAGUGAAUUGAAAACCAAAAGGCAAAAUUUCUGUAAAAAGUGUUGAUUUGGAAAACAAUCUCCAAACCAUCUGUAUUCAUAGCGUGGCAAUUUUAGUCUUAAUUUUGCAGCUCAGCUUUCCGGUGCACUAACUCUUUUUCCUGGCACUAUAGGGUCAUUAGGUCCCCCCCAUCCUCAGGGACCCCCUCCCGCUGGGCUGAAGGGGUUAAAACCCCUUUAGCCACUUACCUUUCGCCAGCGCCAGGCUCCCUCUGCACUGGGGAACUCUCCACCCCCUGGUGACGUCAGCUCCGAAUGUGCAUGCACGGGUGCGCAUUCCAGCCGCCCAUAGGAAAGCUUUCCAAUGGUCGUCCAGCGUCUUUUCACUGUGAUUUUCACAGUGAGUAUCGCGGAAGCGCCUCUAGCGGCUGUCAGUGAGACAGCCACUAGAGGCUUGAUUAACCCUGCAGUGUAAACAUAGCAGUUUGUGAAAUUGCUAUGUUUUCAGGUGCAGGGUUAAAACUAGAGGGACCUGGCACCCAGACCACUUCAUUACACUGAACUGGUCUGGGUGCCUAUAGUGGUCCUUUAAGAAAUUUAUUUUCAAGCACAGAACAUUGUUCCUCAUACACACCAUAAGUAUUUGACAUAACCCCCAAACCCAACUAUAUGAUAUUAUCCAAGCGGAAUAAAAGCAUUGUUUUGUAUUGUAAAUUAUGCAAAAAGCAGAAAAACUGUAUGCUAUAGCAUAUAGCAAUCACUUUGUUAUUAAAUAGAAAAGAUAAUUUGAAGCAUGACAUUGAAAGGAUUGUGACACAUAACAUGUAAUAUGUGAGUCACAAUGAUUCCAAUGGAUAAUACUUAUUUUAGAUAUAAUCGUAUUGAAUCAGGGGCAAAGUUUAGUACCCCUGGUACGUGUGUGUUAAAAAUCAGUAGUUUUUUUACCUGCACUUUUAUAUUAUUAGACAUUGGGAAAAAUAAUAAUCAUAAGGGCAAAACAUUUGCUAAAUUACUAUCUGCUGAUUUACAAAGUAAACUGUAGUAAUUGAAUGAAUAGUCUUAAUGAUCUCUCAGGAAUAUGGAUGUCAUUCUCAAUUAGUGCUAAUGAGCUGUUAUUGGAGGCCCUCUUCCUUUGGUAAUAAAGUCUAUAAGCCUGUUAGUACAGAAAUAGUUUGUCUAUUGGAAGGUGACUGCUACAUUCCUUGCGCAUACACGCACACACACACACACACACACACAUGCGCACACAUACACAACAACAUUUAUUCUUUGUAAUACACACACCAUGUAUCCUCUGUAUUUUACAAACACACACCUCUGUAUCUGAGUUAUUACAACGUCUUAAACUAAAAUGUAAUGCUCGUGUUUAACCCCUUAAGGACACAUGACAUGUGUGACAUGUCAUGAUUCCCUUUUAUUCCAGAAGUUUGGUACUUGAUGGGUUAAAUACCAUUAUGUACUGAUGAAUGCACUUUUAGUAAUAGCUGGCAAAAAACCCAAACAACAAACAAACAAAAAAACCUCAAUCCAAAUAGCCUCUGAAAUUUAAUAAUCAAUGAAUAAGUAAUUAUUGUAAGUGACUGAGACUUUUCCUUUAUUAUUGUGAAAUCAUUGUCAGAAAUAUUUUACAUGUUCAUCACAAGAUCAAAAAACGUUGCAGAACGGACAAUUGAUAUUUUGCGUUGGUUUUAAAGGUUUUUAUAUAUUUACUGUGUCAGAAGUUGAAUAUAUCUUAUAGCUGUUACAGUGUGGUUAGGGCCAUUUGUUUUCCACUAGAUCUUUUGUAAGGUCGAUGGGACCCACCACAUCGUAAUGUUAUUUAAACUGAGGAUGGAAUCAAUCGUUUUGAUAGUACAAUUGCUUAUUAAUGUGUUGUAUAUUUAGGGAAAUGGUUCAAGGCACCCUUGAGAUAUUCGGAAACAAAGAAAUCAAUAUAAGCAUCUACAUAAGCCUCAUAAUUUUCAUUGAUCUUUAUGUUUGUAACCUGUUCCUGCAAUCGUCUUACAUUAUACAUGUGUUUUUAUGCGAGUGUAAUGAUUCAUUUUCACAACAGUUUAUGUAUUCUUUAGAGAGCUCAAAACCCACUGUAUCAGUUUCAAUCAGAAUAACAAAUGAAAUCUUGUGAUACCAGUCUUUGGAAGGGUAUUCACUGAAAUCAUAAUUUACAGCCAUACUGAAAAAUGUAAAUAGGUAAACCCAACUGGAUUAACAAAAAUAUCAGUUAAUUACUGGCUGCAAUUUGCUUAACAAUUUGAAUAUUGGCUCUGACUUUGCAAAUUGAAUUAGAUUGUAUACAUAUUGAAUGAAAAAAAUGUAUAAGUGCUAUAAACAUUGCACCUGAAUACAUGCAGAGAUUUUGAAACAUUUAGUUAGUGAUUGUGCGUAGAGGUGGGGAAUUUGUUCAUGUAAUACAUAUGUAAAUAAUAUUAGAUUAGCAUAAUAUAUAUUUAUACAGUUGUGUAUAUAUAAAAAGAGAAUUGCACGGUAAAUAAGUUGAUUGUAAACCUGGCUUGUAUUCACUAUUGUGUUUUGUGAGAUUAGUUUAAAAAAAACCAAAAAAACACAACCAAAUCAGUGGUGUUUCUUUAGGAAGCUAAUUUUCUGGCUUGACUUUCUCUUCUUCUUUAAUGGAGUGUUUCAAAAUGAAUAAUGAGGGCACCAUGUAUUUAAAGGGCACUAGCACAAUUUGGGAAGAAUGCUUGCAUGAGUGCAAAAAUGUGUUUGGGAACAUGUGCUUGGGAGUGUAUCAUCUCACAUUUUUAAUUAGAGAAAAGUUUUCUGACACCAGUGCCUGUUCCAGGUCCAAUCACACUGUAGGGUGGAGCUAGAGCUUUAUUCAGUAAAAAUGCGUCAGGCAACGUUUUGACAAUCUAUGGAUGUUUGUCAGGGAUACUUUUUUAAUAUGCUUCUAAGAUAAUAAAUGGCAGAUCAAACAGGGUGAGUUAAGCCUUGAACAUAAAAUCAAUAUAGGGACUUCAACAAUUUGUGCCAAAAAUCUUCUGUUGAGAUUUUAAUCUCUUUGACUUCAUACCAAUGUAUACUUGGGUGCAUUUGCCAAUCCGAUUAAAGGACCACUCUAGGCACCCAGACCACUUCAGCUUAAUGAAGUGGUCUGGGUGCCAGGUCCUUCUAGGGUUAACCCAUUUUUUCAUAAACAUAGCAGUUUCAGAGAAACUGCUAUGUUUAUCAAUGGGUUAAGCCUUCCCCGAUUCCCUCUAGUGGCUGUCUCAUUGACAGCCACUAGAGGCGCUUGCGUGCUUCUCACUGUGAUUUUCACAGUGAGAGCACGCCAACGUCCAUAGGAAAGCAUUGACAAUGCUUUCCUAUGUGACCGGCUGAAUGCGCGCGCAGCUCUUGCCGCGCGUGCGCAUUCAGCCGACGGGGCGGAUCGGAGGAGGAGAGGAGACAGAGAGCUCUCCGCCCAACGCUGGAAAAAGGUAAGUUUAACCCCUUUUCCCCUUUCCAGAGCCGGGCGGGAGGGGGACCCUGAGGGUGGGGGCACCCUCAGGGCACUAUAGUGCCAGGAAAACGAGUAUGUUUUCCUGGCACUAUAGUGGUCCUUUAGCCCCUUAAGGACACAACUUCUGGAAUAACAUGGAAUCAUGACGUAAUAUUUCCGUCACGUGUCCUUAAGGGGUUAAGGAAGUAAAGGAUAAAAACAAAAAACAAUGCGACAUAUAAAAAGUAAUACACAUACAAUCCCCCCCCCCCAAAUAAAAAAAUAAAAUAAAAAACACAUAACAAUAUAGACAACACAAUUUAUUGACAUGUUUGAGUUCAGUUUCCACAAUAUGAAAAAUUAAAGCAUUCAAAGCUAUUAUUGAAGUUUAUGUCAGUGUACAUGCUGGCCCAUCUAUUGCAUGAGGUAUUGUAAGGCAAUGCAGACUUCCAGACCCCUUUACAGAAAUGAAAUGGUUGCAGAAGAAAGAAUUUGCUGGAUUCAAACAUACCACAUCCACAAUUAAAUCCCUACACCCUGAUUAAAAGAAAGAUGUUGCUAUUAACUUGCUCUGUUUGUGCAGUUUAAAGAGAAUGUAGGAAAAUUAGUCCUGACAUAAACCAUUCAUUGUGACUCAAGAGGAAAAUGAGAACAAAAAUCUGUUUAAUUGGACUUUAUGAUAUAUGUUUAAGUACGUUACCCUAGGAACCAGCUGUACCGAGAGAUGGGGUCUGUUUAUGGAGUAACCUCUCUGUUCUAAUUACUUUCAAAAAGAAUUGCAGAGGGGACAAGAAUUUAAAUAGUUAGACAUAGCAAAGUAAAAUGCUGAAAAUGUACAUUAUAUAUACAUUAUGGCUUGACUGGUGUGCAGAUUUUUCCUUAACAUUGUAUUAACUAACCAUAUAUAUAUAUAUAUAUAUAUAUACACACACACACCAGACAUUGAUAAAAGGGUAUGUUCGAAAACCUUUUUAUGUUUAUUUGUUGAAAAAGAUGCAGAGCUGGAAGAUUUUCAGCUGUUUGUUACUAUAAUUACAAAAGUCACAAAGCCUGCCCCUAGUGGAGUGGGCUUGUACUCCUUGUUGUGUUACAGUUUACUAGCAAGACACGCUAUAAUAUUCUAUGUUUUUUGCAAUGUCUGUUGCACUGCAAAUGAUAUGUUAUGCAAAUGGUACAAUCUUCAUGUCAUGGGUAAUGUUAAAAAAGAGGACUUGUGUUGAUGUCAUCAGUUGAUGUUUAACCUAAAUGGUGUAGGACAGAGGUAGUCAACCUUUGGCACUCCAAAUGUUGUGGACUACAUCUCCCAUAAUGCUACUACAACCAUAGUGCUGGCAAAGCACUAUGGUUGUAGUUCUAAGUGAUUACUUUUCUAGCAUCCUAUUUCAUUACCAGACUUAUACCCUUUGUGUCACAUUACCCCACUCCCUCUAGCAUGCACGCUCAUUGAGCAGGGCCUUGAACCCCUCUGUUCCUGUGCGUCCAUUUGUCUGGUUACAAUUACGUGUCCGUUAGUCCACCCAUUGUAUAGCGCUACGGAAUUUGCUGACGCUAUAUAAAUAAUAAAAUAAUAAUAAUAAUAAUCCACAACAUCUGGGGUACCAAAGUUUGCUUACCCCCAGUGUAGGACCUGGUGUUAAGGAUGUGGUUAGUUGCCUGAUUACCAUUAGUGCUCUUGAUGUGUAUUAAUUUCAGCAAUGUAUUCUAUGUUUAAUGUUGGCUUACAUUGUCAAUGCAGAUGUUUGUGGAUUACAUUCCCCAUUACAGAGUACACAACAGUGUCAAGGUUAGCUAGCAAGGUAUACAACAGUAUAGCAAGGUUAGCCUGCCAUAAGGCCCUUAACAGUUUCACUAUUGUUAGUAAAUACUAGCAUAUUCCAUGACAUUUUAGUUUACAUUUGUCUUGGUACUAGCACUAUAAAUAUUGGUGGAAUUAAUAUGGUAAAGGGGAUGACACCGAACAAUAACUUCACAAAUAGUCUGUAGACCAGUGGAUUUUUAAUCCAUAAAUUUGCACAUAUGAGCGUCUUUGAUUUUACGCAUUUAAUACAAGUUGUACAGUCAGAAAUCAGAAUAUUGAGCAUGAGGUUGCUAUAGUAUCUUGUCUGACAAUUGGUCCAAGUUAAAAGCAUGUAACGUGAAGGUAUCUGUCUUAUGUUUUAUUAAUGUUUGUUGUGAUUUAUAGUCCAGAUGCGUGUGGCUGUAUCUGGACUCAAUAAAAGGGAAGCAAUUGUUUAGGAAACAAUUUGUUUCUUUAAAUACAGAUAAUGAUCAGUGAUAGUUAUGUCCCCUCCAGCAGUGAAAAGAUUUUCAUGGCACAAAUUCCACCUACCUUUUUGGUAAGUUACUAUUAGAAAGAUGGCUUCACUAAAUUCUUUUUUUUUUUUUUUGUCUAGAGACAUUUAAUUUGCAGAAAUACAUAGGCAGAAACAAGAUAGUAGGAAGAUCUGAAAAUUAGAAACAGGGAAAAGGCCCCUCUGAAUGUUUGCACAUGCUAGGCUUAUACAUACACAGCUUUGCUAUAGUAAAGAAUCCAUGCGUACUUGUUGAAUUUAGAACUAUGUUGUCCAUCUUUUUAUCGCUCACCUGUCAUCCAGAAAUGUUUCCAUUAAAUGUUUCUUUAAAUAAGCAUAUUUAAUGGUGCCAACAGCAGAGGUAUAUACACGGCUAUCAUCAAUUUAAAAUAUUUAAUAUUUCACUUUGUUCAUGAUAAAUCCUGUUUUGUAAGUUUAAUAUUAAGGUUGGGGGCUGGGUACUAUUAAAGGGACACUAAAGACACCCUUAGUGUCCCUGUCCCCCUUAGUCCUGCAUUGUAAAACAUUGCAGUUUUUGAGAAACUCAUUGAAAUAACAAGACAGCCUCUAGUGCCUGUCUACAAGACUGCCACUAAAGGCAUUUCUUCAAGUUUACCGGACUCCUGGUUGCUUAAAUGAUGCUGGACGUCGUCACAUUCUGCAUGAGGACAUCCUGCAUCAGUAAAAUCCCCAAACAAAAGCAUUGAGGCAGAACUUUCCUAUUGGGAGAGUCUAAUGCGCUCGUAUACUCGCUAUGCUCAUGUGCAUUAGGGUAUCCUAUCGGAUGAUGUCGGGGUCGGGGGGAGAGGGGGAGGAGAGCAGACCCAAUGCAGAGGGAGAUUGGCACUAUGAGUAAAUAAAGUCUGCAGGUGGGGGGUUAGGGUGUGCUCAGUAGAUUGGGACCAGAGGGCACUAUAGAGUUAGAAAUACAGAUUUUUAUUCCUAACACUAUAGAAUCCCUUUAAUUAUGUUGCACUUUAUGACCUUACAUGUUGUCAGACAGGAUCAUAGAUAGAUAACAUUGUUUUAGACCAUAUUUUUCAAAGCAUAAUUUUGGAUAACAGACUGCCCUCUAUCUAGUAAGUAAAGCACACACACAUCCAUAUAUACACACACCCUACUAAUUCACAAUUUGUUAUAACUACUUUACAUGGACAAAAAAAGUACAAUUCAUAAAGCACUUUCUAAACCUCAUAGUGGAUUUAGGAAAAAUAAAAAAACAUCCACAGUUUUAACAAAACUAUAUUGUGCAAGAAGAGGAAACAAUUUAAUGAUGCAAAACAUUUAUUGUUAUAUUUUGUAAACAUUUAAUAUAAAUUUUUCUUACCAUCGUGUAAACCUUCAAAUAAUUUUGUAUCUUACUGACUACCGUCCUCUUAAACGUAUGCAUGAUCGUACUUGAUAAAUCUUGCAGACUUAUACACAUGAAUAAAUCAGUCUUGGAGAGGGUAGGAAUAUCUUUUUGACGCAGUUACAAAAUGGCAGACUGUUUGCUAGCUGUGAAAUUGACUAUUGGUUCAACAGUAACCUUCCUAGUUUGUUGUUACAUUCAACCUUUUGCAAACAGGAAGUAAUCUGUAUCACAUGAUCAUCUUCCUGGUCACAAGGCACUUUAGAUACAUUGGUGAUUAAAAAAGUUACAAUUCGAAACCUCAAAACAGAAUGGAACAGACAAUAUGAUUAAAUGUUUUGGCGUGAACGCUGGAAAAUUAAGAAACACAGAACCUAAGAAAAGAGUGUCGGGGACAAUAACAGUGGCAGCAGGGGGACUUGGUGACGACAGAAUACGGAGGACAGAGGAGAGAGGUGAGCAUACGCUCACUGAUUUGUACUUAUUAAAUAACAAAAGUCUGUUUCUUUAUCAUGUUAUCAUUUGCUUAAUAAAAAUUAGCUACAAUAACAGCAUCAGUUUAAAAACAUUCUUAAAGUCUGGAGGAUUUUCUUUCACAAUGGACAUGAAUACUGUUCAGAAAUACAAACACGCAAAGGAUAACUUUAAGUCUGAAAGGGAAACCUGGAGUGGCUAAUUGAAUAAGCCUGGGUCCCCUUAAUAUGUCAUGGUGAGUGCAGUGAACGUAUCAUAAUUAGGCUUACAGAGAGCCAUUCCAACAAUCUGCUUCCAUUCUCCUGAGCCAUUGUCCGCAUCUCGGCAAAUAGCCAGAGGACAAAGGGGAUUCAAGUGCUGACAAAACAUGAAAGAGGGAAAAGAUUUAGCUGCUUUUAUCAAAGAAACUGAGAAGGACUCUGUUUGUGUAAAUAACGCAGAGUAACUGGACGGCCUUGCAUUUAGGCAAUGCUGUUUUCAUUACAAUUAAUUCUUGACAUGCUGGAAGAGGUCCACAAAGAUGAAGUUCUACCACAACUUUCAUUUGCAAAUUUAAAACAGUUGGCCAAAUAAAAAGCUGUAUCAAGAGGGCUUAACCCUCUUAUCAGAAACUUGGCACUCCACUUCGAUGGGGCUACUUCCACAGCACUGAGAGCUAAGAAGGACAGAAGAUGACAAGUCCGAGGCUGCAGGUUCUAAGCCAUCAUUUGUGGUGGCUACGUGGUCUUUCAAAACAAAUAUAAUACACAAUCAUAAUUUGACAGCUACUAUAGAACUGGCGACACAAACAGACAGAUGGGUGGAAUGUAGAAUCUGCUACAAUGAAAUUAGUGUACUUUGGGAAUAAUUGGCUAACCACUGAUAUAAUUACACAGAAAGGAGGAGAUGGUCUGGGAGUCAGCAGCGUUCCUUAUUAAUAUUUAAACCAGACCUGUCACCUGAAAUUUUCUUUAUAUAACCAGUUUAAAAUAAUAUUCCCAACAUAUUAUUUACAUUUUUAAAACCAGUAAACAAACAUAAAAAAAUCUAAUGUGAGCAUGUGACGUCAGCAACCAAUCAGAACUUGACUUCAGUAGAUGAGCUGUUAAUCUCCAGUAUUAUGCUUUGUAGGAACAAGGAAAUAGAUGCUCUAUCAGUUAAUCUGUCAGUGCUGAAUGCCAUCAGUGCCAGCAGGAAGUUUAUUUAAUUUUAAUUAUAACACAUAUAUAAAACCUUUGGACACAAGAUAUUGGCAGUGCUGUAUGAUAGGGUAAAUAAAUCUUCUAAUGGCUAAGUUAUUUAAAUUGCUCCAAGUAUAUUUUGCUAUAUAGAUUUACAGAUACAAUUACUUGACUAAAUUCCCCUGGUUUUUAAAGAGAAAAAAAAAAAGGAAAUAAUUUUCUGGUCAUCUGAAGAACUCUACUGACACAAUUAAUGACAAAAUGUACUUAAAGCGUUACUCCAUCCAAAAUACAGUGUUUUUAUAAACCCCCAAAAAUGUAAUAGAAAAGGGUAAAACUUAUGUUGUUCCUGCAGCCCUUAGGCUUAUACACUAUUUUUGUCCCAGAAUAUAUCAAAGAAAUGUAAUUGUGACACAUAAGAUUAAACCAAUCACAGAAUUUCUAAAGUUGUCCAAUGGUGAUGUCUUUUUUCUGCAAUAUUUACAUGUGCAGUCACUGCUGUCUUGAGACUUGUUUCUAAAAUCCUAAUGGACUUGUAACAAAAAUACCUAUGACAACUUUGUAUGGAUGUUGGAAUACGAUCACAAAGAUCAGUAUCUAGUGACUUUUUUUGCCCUGCACUCUUUGCUUCCGCAGAAAUAAGGGGACAAGAGGAAAGAGUUAAUUGAAGUUGAUAUGUUUUAGUGCUCCCAAUCCAGUGUUUCCAAAACCAAAUUCUUUUGAUUGUUUAUGGUUUGAUACUAUUCUCUUUACAAUGCACAAAAAAUAAUGUGUGGGUUCAUUUAAAAGAUCAGUUAAAAUAUAAAAUGCAGAAACACAGAAGCCUAUACAAUGUUAUGUCUCCUGAAUCCAAGAUUGUGCUUGGACAUUCGGGAAAACUGAUCAUCUACACACUCAAAACUUCAGUCCACAAAGGGGAAGGUUUCAGGCUGAGUAAGCUUUCAUUCUAUUCCAAACAGUCUAUUGAGCCCUGGACGCUGUGCAUUUUUAUGACUGUUUAAUGUAGUUCCUAAGUCAAAUAAUCAUUAUUGUGUUGAAUAAAACAUGUCUGUGUUUUUAUUGCUGCUGCUCAGAGGGAUUUCAAGAUUAGUGCAACGCAGCUUUCUCUCUCCAAAUGAGGUCAACAACGCACCAAAAAGUUGUUCAUCUCGAUUCUAAGUUUUUGCCACAUUUUGCAAUAUAACUAUCUGACAAUGUUUGAAUGAUGCCAGAAAAAAAAACAUUUAUUUACUAGAGCUUGAAGUCAGAUCAAACAGACACAAUGAGAAAGCACAACGUUUUAUUCUGAAUAGAGUCUUUUGCAUCUGAUAAAAGCCUAUUCAGCUUGAAACGUUGUCUUUAUUGUCCCUUCAAUCUCUGAAGUCCAACGAAUCAAUAGUUUCUGUAGCAUUCUUUUAGCUGAGAACUUUUUUUUGUAAGUAGGCACUGGGAUUUUUUUAUUUUUUUAAAUAGAACAUCAUAGGAAAUAAUUUCUCAUUGUUUAUAUUUUUUUAAUUUUCUUGGAAUACAAAAAAAAAGCAUAUUUUCAAAAAUAAUGAAAACAUCACACCAUUGCAUUAUGUUGAAAUAUGCUUGGAAAUAGUUUCUCGAAACAUUGCAUAUUUAUAACUAUAAGUGUCCGGGAAGCCAUUCGCAUUGAUACUUCCAUUUUCCGAGUUAUAGACUCCGGUAUGGAGCACAAAAAGAAGGCAGUGGUGUACUAAAAUAGGAUUGCCCAUGAAGAACCAUCAUUUAUUACAAACAAAAAAUAUACAAUAGACAUGGCAGUACUUUAUUAUAUCUCUGUCUGUAAACACGAACAUACAAUUUCUAUAAUAAUUAGGAUAUUUAAUUAUGAAAUGAACAUCCCUUUGUGCUGUCUUCUUUACUUUGGCAUGUUUAUCAAUCCACAUAAGCUAUAUGUUGAACAUAUCUAAGGUUGACAUCCCCCAUCUGUAGGAUGCUAAAUACUUUCAUUAGCUGUUGACCUACACAAGACAAUAAACUACAGUAACACUAACAGCUAAAUCAUUAUGAAAAAGGUGAUAGUUUGCUCUGCCAAGUGUUCCUUAUUUGCCAAGAAUAUUUCACUUUCCAAAUAGUAAAUCACAUAAGGAAAAAAUAACACAUGGCCAAUUGAUUGGGAAAAUGCAGUAAAAUGUCAGCUUUGUUGUAUGACUGUAAGCUACGUGUAGCCGUAGCUAGGAGUUCUGGUUGGAGAUACUGUAAGCAGUGUUGGUUGUGCUAUGGGUCUUUCCAUGUCAAGUCUUCACCUGGCAAGUGUUCUGGAAUUUGUUACAUUCACUUGUUGGAUCACCUGAAACAUGUUUGGAAACUUGUUCCAUUCAUUUUUUGGAUCUUUGGCUUUUUCUUUAGAAUUGGAAUGUACAAACUUGGUCCUCCAGCUGUUUUUGAACUACAGUUCCAUGAAUGUUCUACCAGCCAGCAGGAAAAAAGUGCAACAAAAGCCAAAGGGAUGGAUUUUAUAAUUGAAUUAACGAUAUAACACGUUUUCUCACUCUCAUCUAUUCAAACACAAUAUAAACAAAACAAUAAAAGGAAAACAUGAAGUUAAUGUGACCGAGAGACUAACAUGUUAAUGGACACUUUGUCUAGUAUAUUACUGGUUACUGUAUGUGUUAAUUAUGUGUUAAACAGGCAAAAUUAGAGGUUAGUAGUGAUAGCAGGGGGCAAAUAAAAGAGCAGAGCUUGUUGAGACUUCACAGACCUGAUUUUCAUAUGUAAAGAAUGACACUGUAUUCAUAGAGAGAGAGAUGGGGAAAAUCACAGCUUUACUAAGACUUCCCACUGCUAAAAGACAUUUAUUUUACUUACUCCUGUGAAGCUUUCUUUUGCAUAUUGCAAUCCAGUUGGGGCUGAUCCAUAGAGACAUUUUUUUUUCUUGCAAUAGAAAAAUAAAAUCUGUUUUAGACUGAUACAUGUAUGCUAGAAAAAAACAUGGAAUGUCAUUUUUAAUUAGUUCGGUGGAUUAGUAUCCCUUCCUCAUUGAUGAAGGAAUAGGUUGCUCAUAGGCUCAGAAACUAAUCAUGUGAAAGUUUUUGUGUACUUUUGGAAAAAGAAAACAAAAAUGCCCAUUUUCUUAGUUUAUAGAAAAUGAUCAAGGCACUCCAAUAGUUUCCAAUUCUUAAGGCAAUUUAUUUGGACCAGGAACUACAAAGCUUUGUAGUUCCUGGUCCAAAUAAAUUGCCUUAAGAAUUGGAAACUAUUGGAGUGCCUUGAUCAUUUUCUACAAAUUUAUCUACUUUGGUCCUUUUGGGUACAGGGAAUUUUUCAAGAGCACCCUGAAUUCCUUAGUGAGGAGAUGAGUGCACUUCCAACUUUGAGUAUACAUUUUCUUAGUUUAGGCCUCUCAGACAUGCUUAGUCUGCUUUAACAGGAUUUUUGAUGUUAUUUGGUUUUGCAUUCGGCCAUCACUUCUUGGACACCCUUUUUAUUCUCUCUUUUAGAGCUGACAGUUCGUAACAGCAUUCGAAGGUGGAGUAGGAUCUCUUUAAAGUGAUUGCUGUUACCCACAUACAUGUUUGUAAGGGUUUGUGUUGUUAACCAGGGCAUUAAUCUACCUUUGGGUUAGGGUUGAAAACAUGGGGUAAAAUUGGCAAUGCUCAACAAGUUAGGAAGCAGAAUUACAUUUUGGGGUAGAGUCUAGUGCCCCACCAUAUUUCAGCCAGUCACCACCUCACCAGCCGCCACUGCUUCUAAAGUCUGUUUCUUAUCACUCAUAAGAUGAUCAAGCCAGUGUAUUCAUUCACUCACAAAAGCAUAAGAAGCACUAAGAAUUUAAUCUUUUUUAUAUUAGUCCAGCUAUUGUUAAUGAACACGCAACUUAUUUUUCAUUACAGAAAUGACCUUUUCAAAUGCCAAGCUUCAUGCAAAUUUCAUGCCAUGGAAUACACUAAUUCAGUGUUUGAACUCUAGGCGUAUAUUUAAAUCACCAACAUUUCCAAUUAUUGGACCUAAAAAACAUUCUAGGAUUGAUACUUUCAUAUCAUAGCAAGGCUUUAUAAACCAUAAACUAUGCUAAAUUAGCAACAGGCGGCUGUUAUCGCUGUAUAAUGCAACGUGUUCUGCUAUUUCAAACUCAAAAGCCUUACACUUAUCAUGUAAUUAAGAACCUGGACAAAAUGAGUAAAUUGUAAAUGAAAAUGACAAAAUUCUACCACUGUGAAUCGAAUUAAUAAGUCAUAUUGUAUGUACAAACUUUGCUAAUGCUACUUCUAGAACCUUGAAGGCAUCAAAAGUUAUAUGAUCGUCAGAUAGAGGUUUAUACUGUCUUUCAAUGUUUUGCAAUUCUUCUAAAUAGAAAUGAGUUUUUCAUAUUGACGUUCAAUACAUUUGAUGAUGCUCUACUUAUUUAUUUUUUAGCUUGACCUUUGUAUAACUCCUUCAGAUGGUCUCAGGCUAUAAUGGAACAAUAUGGAUGGAUUUCUAUUUUCAACAUUCUACCAAAGUAAUAGCAUAAGUUAAUUUAAAGGAAACCAUAUACAAAUCACAUAAAAAAUGUGAAAUAAAAAUACAGUAUUGAUAAUUAGCAAACAACAACAAUGAAAUCAAAUGAGCUUGUUUAGUUGUCCCCCAUGGGGUAUUAGAGAGUCAAUUGGAGUUGUAUGAUUCUUUUUUAUUGUGUUUUUAUGUUUGUUCAUCCUAAAUGACACUCUUACUCUUUUGCAUAUUAGUAUUACCCAUAAUCAUGGAAAUAUUUUCUUAAACUAAUAAAGAAAAAAAAUAGAUUUGUAAUAUCUAUAAAAUGUUAAACCCCCAUUAACAGAAAAACAAAAAAAGCAAAAACAAACAAACAAAAUUAAAAAUAUCUCAUAAUAUUAUCUCUAGAUCUUUAAAAUGAUUUUGAAUUUAUUUAUCACCAAGACAACAAAACUGGGCUGAGAUCAAAAAGAAAUAAUGAUAAAAUCACCAAUACUCUCAUUUGUUCCCAAUUUCCUACCAUAAAUCUGACUUACUCUUGUGUGUAAACCUUUACCUUCUGUCUCUAUUGUCCCACCGCCCAAUAAAUUGCAAGCUUGUAAAAUCGGGGUUCUCUAUCCGUGUGUACUAGUUAGCAGCUAUAUUAUGAUAAACUUUAUGCAAUGUUUGUUAAACGUUUCGGUAAUAUGAAGCCUGCAACUGAAUGUAGAAGAUGCACUUUUGCAGUUUAACACCCCUCUAUUGAGAACUAUGAUUGCGAAAAAGGAGUAUAUAUUUAGAAAAAGAAAAACAUUUGUCUAAGCUACAUUUUCCUUAAACCACAAUUUGCACAAUAAGUAGCCCCAGUCCUAAAAAUUAACAAUACAAUGAAUAAUCUUUCUGUGAGACAUUUUGCCUCUCUCUGUGUUAAUAUUUUUAUUUCAAUUACUUGUGAAAUAUUCUCACUCUAUAGUUGUAAAACAUUGCAGAAUAUAUUGGCGCUAUAUAAAUGCAAAGAGUAAUAAUUAUAAAAUAGAAUACACUUGUGGCAAAGCAAUAAUCAGGCAUGAGAAAUGUGGAAUUUUUAAACUAGUUAGUGUAUUCUGUAAAGAAUAUUGGUGUACAGCUCUGUUUCUAGUUUAUAAGUCCAAGACGUGUGUGUAUAUACACUUGUUGUAAUGGUUUUUGUUGUGUUGUUUUUCUAUCUUGUUUCCUUGUUUACUCUUGUUUGUUUGAACUAAUCAUCUCUUAAGUAAAAAGUUCUUUUUGGAUCCGUCAGCUUUCACAAGGCCUUGCCUUCAAUAAAGCCUUUAACAGUAGUGUUCGGUGAAGCAUUAAAACGUGCUUAUCUGCAAGUGAAUGGAGUGGCUUUGUUUCAGUAAGGCCUCUUUCUCUUUUGCCACUCGCAUUGUGACCCUUUGGUAUCAAUUCAAAGGCCAAUUAAAGAAUGCAACCAUCUUUGAAGUGAAGCAUUGAGGGCGCAGAGAGGGAUGAACCUGGCUCUCUGAUGGACUGUGCUCAUUCAACGUGCCUUUUCAAGGCAGUUUCUAGAGACUCAAAAAGAAUGAAGCAGGGGAAGGUCAAGUAGAAAAAAAACGACCAAAGAAACAGCUCCUAUUUGUUUGGAAUAUUAGCCGAGCAAACUGCAAAUAGCAACAAAAUGAAACUGUUAAUGGUUCAGUCAGACACAGACUUGUCAAUCAUGUAAUGUGAACAACAGUAGACGCACUAAGACUCUAGUCUACAGAGUUACCUAAUUAUCUUGGGAAAGCCACAAGCUGGAAUUAAUUGUAUUGUAGAUCUCACUGCUUAGAAAAGGUGAUAAAUAUGCACUGCUUUAUAAAUAUACUACGGGACUUGCAAUGUAAAAUAGACAGUAGGAGAAGCAGUGCUUUGAAUGAAGAAGUGCACAUUAUGGAGAGGCAGUGUGCAAGAAUUGUUUUGGUCAACGUUUCAUGGAGAAAAUCUCUAAAAAUGGGAGUUUUACGUGAAAAGGGUUAGAUUGUUAGCAAACUAAAAAAAAUAUGUAAACUUCCCCAAACCAUCCAAUAUUUAGUCCAUUAUUAGGGUGUACAUUAAUUCACUGAAUAAGUUAAAUCUAACGUGAAAACAUAUAUAAUAAAUGAAAAUGUGUAAUUGUGAAAUAUUAUAACUCAUUCUAGUAGAAAAGUAUUAUAGUAAUAAUUAGAUUUUGCUUAAAUAAUUGCCCUCUCUAUUGAUUAAGUUAAUUUUGAUGUAGUAUGCUGUUUAGCAGAACAUACACUCUGUUAGUGCAAUUAAUUAACACUUUAUUAUGGUAAAAGGGGAGAAAACUAUGUAAAAUCUUUUAGUUUAUUAAUUUUACAUUGUUAUCUCCCCUUUUACCAUAAUAAAGCAUUAAUUAAUUGAGCUAAUAGAGUUCGUGUCCUGCUAAACAGUGUGCUACCUUAAAAUGAACGUAAAUAAAUAGACAGAUAGUUUAUUCCUAUCCUAUUUUGAUUAAUAUAGGAUUUACUUAAAAAUUCAAAUAAAUACAUUUUUAUAAAGGUAAUUUAAUGAACAAUCCUAAUAGUUAAGUGUUUCAUCUGUCUUAUAGAUACCUGUACCCUUUUAAAUAAUGCAAUACCCCCUCCUCCCUCAUACACCAUACAGUUUAAGAUAUUGGACUUUGUAAUCUCUAGUGGCGAGACUGAUAUGGCUAUGUUUGUUUUCUUCCCACGGUGUAUGAAAUUUCAACUGUAGCCUCUUAAACCUUGCACCGUCAGGGUAAUGUACACGCAUUUGAAGUAUUUAUUACUACAAAUACAGUUAACAAGCAGCUCUUUAAUACACAGACAGAUAACUAACCAUUAUAUUUUUGUGACGCACUCUAAAAUGAAAAAGCAUUCUAAAAACUUUAUUCAUUUCGUUAAACAAACACAAUGGUUUUUAUUUGGUAUUGACAAGUGCAGCACCUGCGUGAAAAUAAAUAUGUUUCCUAUAGAGAUACUUUGUAUUAUCAGCUCAUGCAUCGCUGAAAGUGUACACUAUUGAAAUUACAAUCUUUGUGUUUCACCAUAAUGCAGGGAUCUGCGAAGAGAAAUCAGAUCCCAAAACAAUUUCCACUUAAAGAAUGUGUAGUGUCAAAAUGUACACAAUGACAACAUCAAAUCCGUAAUGUAGAUCAGACCUGUUUUGUAAAAACAUUCAUCAUAUGUCACUAAUUUUAUUACUUUACUUCUACGAUCCUUAAAAACUACAGAUAUAAUUGUGGUAAGCUUUAUAUUAGGCAGAUUUCUAAUCACAUUCACUAUAGCCGAGUGGCAAUUUACGCAAUAUUGCAAUUAAAUGAGCACGUGUAUUGCAUUCUGAAGCAACAGGCAAUAUGUAUAAAGUAUAAUUCUGAGCAAAGUUCCAAAAAUGCCAUGGAAACUGAUGGAAUGUUCCUGCUGAUUGCUACUAUUACACGGUUUUUCACUAAAGUGAUAAUUUCUGGGAAUUCAAAUUCUAGUCGAAAGUAGCCAAAUUGAAAACAGAAUUGACUUGGGGAAUAGAGGAAAGUUUCCAAUUUUGCUCAAUGGCCUAAAUUUUGAAACUCACUUUGAAUUCCCAGCAGUUCUGUUACUGAAUAUUCUUGUAAUAGGUGGCUGAGAGAGGUUUGACCCAGAAUUGUGCUUUAUGCACUAACCCUAAUGAGUUAUUAAGCCCAAAAUAAACAAGCAUGAUCAUAAAUGUACGUUUGGAUGAAUAUGGCAGCAUUUCUCAUAUGCUGGUUAUGUUUUUCUACCCUCACUACCCAUGCCAUAUUCUGCUGUGGAGAGAGGUCCAAGUAAACACAUGUCCUUCUUUAUAUUAGAGAGGGACAUGCAGGCACUACAGCAAUGCUUCUCAUCCACGUAAAUGCUCUGGUUCCAUAGGAUAAUAUUGUAGAACAAGUAGUCCUAUGCUAUUAUUUUAUUUGGCCUCAUUCUGUCUGAAUGGCCUAAAGGCAGUAUAGUAUCACUUAUUAACAUAACAGUGUCCAGGCACUAGCUGUUAUCCUCUUAAUGGCAUAUGGGACUCCUUAUGUGACAGCACUAUCAUGUAUUUAUUUUUUCUAAAUAUCAGAAUUACUCUAAAAAGAAUCCUGCUUGUAAGCACAUAAAACUGAUUUUAUUUUUACAUUCAUUAAAAUGGUUUAGACGAUCUUUAUGCGCAUAGAAGCCCUUCUAAAGGAAAGACAAAAAAAAAAAAAAAAAAGGUUGAAAUAAAUCUCAAGAAUCUGACGUUAUUGUAAAGACAUCAUAAAUAUCAUCCUCUUUGCCGCCAGCUGGGUCUGAAAUGCAAGUGAAGAAAUAAUGCAUUGUAGUUUGUCUUUUUAAGUAGCAGAAAGAGUUAAUGCGUUAUUCACUCCGAGCAAAGGAACCUUGCAAGUGAGGGGUCAGAGGUUCUUAUAGCCAAGCCAAAGGGCAUUGGGAGAUGUAUAUUAAAUGCAUGUCAGCUUCUGGAUUGAGAAAGUAAAGCACUAGUCUAUUAAAAGGGACAAGACAUCUUAAGAUGCCUGAUCACUGGGCUGAGGGUCAAAGUUUACUUUUGGGUCAGUAACACUUUCAUAGUUCAAUUGUCGUACUGUUUGAGAUCUCUAAAAGUAGACUCCUACUGAACGAUUUUCUAAAUGAAAUACUUGCGUCAGAGUUAUAGCUGAGAAGAAAAGGUGAUCUGAAUAAAGGGACAUUCUAAAGAGGUCUGGGAAUAAGAAAUACAGAAUACAAAAUGAAAGUGUCUAAUCGUUGCAAGAAGACUUCAAAAUUAUUUUGUGACUUAUUUGGCUUUCUAUUCUAGAUAGAAUCAGCACUUUGUGUAGUUUGCAGAUAUGCAUGGCAUAAGGUUUCUAUCUAUCUAUCUAUCUGUCUGUCUGUCUGUCUGUCUGUCUAUCUAUCUAUCUAUCUUUAUAUAUUUCAGUGAACAAUUGUUUAAAUCUCAAGAUUUAAAAGUUUGAGUCCUAGCAGGGUCAUCUCUGCAUUUUAUCCUUCCAUGGUCAAUGGGAUAAGUACCACUGAUUUGGAUGACAACAGCACUAUAUUCCAGAACAACCUUAAAGAUUACAGCUGAGUAACAUAUCUCAUCUGGUUAGAUGAUUUAUUAUUAUAUUUACUAUCAUUAAAUUGCAAGUGUGCAGCUAAACAAACAAGGAAAAACAAACAAAAUAAUACAAUACUGAAGCAAAACAUUAAUAUUUAAGGAAAAGUCAAAUGGCUGGGAGGGCCCUGCACAAAAAUUCACGUGAAAAAAAAGCAUUUUACUGUAGCUGUUGAAUAGUGCCGAUUCCUUCUUAUCUGUCUAUUAUUUUCUAAAUUGCUUGAAUGUAUCGUACCUCUUUGCUUGUUGUAUAUUAUUACAAAAUGUGUUGAACUGUUAGUAGUAAUACAAUAAUCGUGUAUUUAGGUAUAAAAUAAAAAUCAGACUGAAAUAAAAUAGCAUACAUAAUUCAUCUGGUAUACAAACCUGGCAGUACCAUGCUUGGAAUGGUGGUUAUAGUUGACGUAACCCCUUUUCCGCGUGGACGCCAAGUCCUUAGAAACUAGGGUCUCACUACUUACACAGUUUUGUAUUGCAGUUUCCACUUGUCGUUUUGUUUAUAGCAAUGUUAUUGCACUUUCACAGUAUAUGUAAACUCUCUAAGGGUAGACGGGAUCAACUCGUUCAUUAUAAGACGUAUUGCUCUCACGACGAAGGGGUUAAGUGACAUUGUCAGUGAGUGCAUUAAAUAGUCCGAGGAUGGACCCUUCUUGUGUAAGGCAGUGUACAGGGGCAGCUGUACAAUUUGCCUUCUUAAGUCAAGUAAUUUCUUUUAACAAAAUGUUAAGCACAGAUGGGACUGUUGCUGUCAGUUCCCCAUCAUUGUGUUUGCAGCUGUUGGUCCUCAAUGCACUGUUUUAUGUAUUCAGACAGUUACUUAGUGCAGACACUCUGAAAGCAUGGGCCAGCCUCUAAUCGCCAAAUAAAAUGGCCAUUUGUCUCUUCUUCCUAUUGUUUUGUUUUGGUAACACAUGUCACAAGCUCAAUUACCCAGUUCAUUAACAGCUCCCACUGGACAAGAUGAUGAGGGAGUCCGUAAUAGGGAGGCUGGUUGUGCUGUAUAGUGAAUAAUAUAGUCUCUCUACAACUGUAAACAAAAGUUUGGGCUGGUCCUAGAUUUUAAUGAGCUAAAUGUUUCACUUCGUUCCUUUUGGCAUUUCGAAUGUUUAGUUUGCCCCCUUACAGCUUGCUCAACAGACCUUAUAUUUUGUAAAUGUACUAGAAAAUACAUAAAAUAAACAUAAAAACAUAUAAAUUCUUUACCUAUGUUUUCUUGCAUUUUAUUUUUAGCUAUUUUCAAACAUAAUCAUUAAUUGUUUAAUGGAGUUGCAACAAUAUUUCUGGUAAUAUAUAUUUUUUAAUUGCCAUCUACCCAGCAACUAGAUUCCCAUAUGGGGCAAUAUCUUUCACAAUCAUCAUAGUCCUGGUGAUAUUUAUUGUCAGUAUUAUUGUUCUAAAAAGAAAGCAGGAAUCUGGAAUUAUGGAGAAAUGUAAAGGUAACCGCAAAUUUCUGGAAAAAAAUGGUGAAUUUGGAAAUAUUCUCUAACAUCACAAAUGUCAGUUGUUUAGGCCUACACUUUGAUUAUUCUCUUGCCAGUUCUUCACAAUUUACCGUUUUAAUGAAUAGAUUAAUAUUAUCUUUUAUAAUAUCAAUAUUCUCCUUUAUAUCUAUAUUCUAGCAUUAUUACAGUCUUAUUUUCCCCGCUGGUCAGGGUAAUAUCCAAAAGCUCAUUAAAUAUAUAUAUAACAAUGUUGGAUUUCAACGAUUUCGCGGUUUUUCACAGUGAAAUAAUAUUUUCACGGCUUGCGAUUUCCAUGAAAUCUGUCGCCACCGUGAAAAAUAGACAGAACCAUGGUUAUUUGUGCGGAUGGGAUCAAUGGAGAUUUCCUAGAAAAUGUAGAGCUCUGUGCUGCUGUAGAUAAAGAGACAAAAACCAGGAGCAGAAAUUCUUCUGAUCAUUCAUAAAUACUAGUUGAACAGACUUUAGUAACAUAAUAGGAGAGAAGGGAAUGUCAAAUUUUGCACCUCAGCAGGGGGUGAAAGCUUUUCAGAAAAUCUUUAGUCAGAGGUAUGUGCUUCUGGAGGUACACAUUACCACUUUAAAAGAAGAGUUCAUUCUUUUAUUAAAGACAAUCUGUAUAAGAAACUUAAGUGAUCUUUGUUAAUAUUUUUGCAAUCUUACGGAACAUGUAAUGGCUAUGUAAUGAAGUUAAUUUUUUCAGUGUCUGUGAGUUUGAGAAAUGCAUUACCAAAAACAAACAAUUCACACCCUCAACUUAGCAUUAAAAGGGUUACUGCAUUAAACUGAAGUCUAAAUAGAAAAAUUCAGAUUUGAUGAUGUACAGGAACAUUUGGUUUACUUAUGCUUGAGAGCACAUAUUUGGACUGAUUCUUAAGAAGUUGGCUGCUGUAAUAAUGAUGCUGGUAUGCUGGCAUGGUUAAAGGGUUAAUAUAAGGCCCUAAAGCUAUUUGGUGCACAGUGGGAAUAUUUAAAACUGCUUCAAGUGAACUGUGAUUUUGUUUUACACUUCUAAAUAGCCCAAAGCAGACUGUUGCUUUUAAAAACAGAAUAAGGUAAAACCUUUUUUUUUUUUUUUAUAAAACUAAUUUAGAAAUAGCUGUGUGGAAUAUAUUAAUUUAAAUUAUUUAGAUUGGGAAGGAUUCACAGGAUAAAGUGUGUUAAAACAUAGAUUUACCACUGUGUCUGCUGUACUUCUCUCGUAAUGUAAUAAUAACUGUGACGUGUGAAAAGAUUAGUUUAUCUGUUAACACAAUAUAAACAAAAACAUACGUGUGUGUGUGUGUGUGUGUUUAUGUGUAAAUUCCACUGGGGGCUUGUUGUUAAGUGAUAAACUCUGUAUAUGUAAGGGUAGAAAUAAAACGUACCCCCCUCCCGGGUGUUAGAAAAAUAGAAAAUUUUCCUUUAGGUAAGACAUAUAGUAAUUUACUAUUUAUAGAUAUUUAGAAAGUAUACAAUCCGUUUUUCUAAUUAUUAUUUUUACAUUUGUUGCCAUUUCAUAGAGAUACCAAGCAUUCAUGUUUAAAAUAGAAAAUAAACUGAUCUCUAAUAAUCUUUAUAUCAUUAAAAUAUUUAAUAUAUAUGAGAAAUAUUUGUAUAUAAAAUAUCCCAGAAGCACAUAUUUUUUUUUUAUGCCUGCCUUUCUGUCAUGAAGCUAUCGAGAUAAUCUAUUUUUCUUAAUAAAUAUUUUUUUCCCCACUUGUCACAAUUUAAUGGUAAUUCCUGGCAUUUGUAUAAAAACUGAAAAUAACCAUCUUCAUAUUAACAUUCCUAGGAGUUAAUAGAGAGAAUAUAACACAGCACGAAUGUUAUUGCUGCCAUAUUUCACAGGACGUUUUGCCACUUAUUACAUAAAGUUCGUAACCAAUAACGACGUUCGAUUGAAAAGGUGUCCAGAGUCUUUCCUGUGUAUGCUCUCAAAACCAGUAUUUCUGUGCUUGGGAGAAGGACAUUAUGAGAUUAUAGCUAAUCACAUGUCACAAUUUCCUUGCAUGCCAAUAUUAAUUUCUCUUGGAGAGUUAAUGUCCAUCGAUGUUUAUAGUGCUUGAGGGAAUACACUCUGCAUUUCUACAGAGUGUGAUGUGUUUAGACAGAUGGAAUGACUGUUGAUUUAGAUGAUAUUUCGGAAGAGCCUUUCACAAAUGUGAUAAAUUGGACAACCUCCAUUUUGAUUGCAAGAGGCAGAGGUAUAAGAUUGUGGCUUAGUUCUGUGUCAGAUUUUCUUCACGUUCAGUAUUCUUCUUGAUGUAUUUCUAAGGAGCAAGAGGAGACUUGUAAUAGACUGGAAUACAGGGUGGGGGUUAAAACUCCAGGUGCUAAAUGCUCUGGAGUGGUGGGUCUUGGAUUAACCCCUACUGUGAACUCAUUUCACACCCUCCUUCUCAACCUCCUUCCCAAAAAGAAACCUUACAUUCUACCCCCCUCCUUUUCCACUUCAGUUUUCUUUGUGUAGCCUACUCCCUGCCAGGCAGGUGUCAGAGUCCUGAAUGCUGGUAUAGACUCUGUUAAUGGAUACCACAGAUGGAGCGUGGAAAUUAGGAGAAAAGGCCCCAGCCACAGGCCAUUUCUCGGGCGCCCCAACAAAGACAACCAAAUAAGUCAACUAAAAAAAUCCCAAAAGACCAUAAAGGAAGGGUGACAUUUACUCAAGGCUAGUGUGAGGAAUUAUGUCCUACGCAGCACAAGUUGUUGUAUAUGUUUUGAAUUUUUUGUGUGUGAAUUUUGACACUUUAUUUCCAAACAUGGCUGCUCUGGUUAUUGUGAAUGCCAGUUUAUUUACGGAUAUGUUCCACUGUGCAGAAUUACAGAAAUUAAAUUAUCAGGCACUCUAACAGAGAGAGGAAAAGUUUAAUAUUAUUAGUGGUAUUAUUAUUACUAUUAUAUUAUAUGCAUUGAAAUGUAACAAUAUAUUUAUUGUUGUUAUGAAAGUUUUGUCAUUUGGUUUAUGGACAGUUCACUGCAAGGGAUGUAAGCUGGAUCUAAAGUUAGGAACACAACUCCCAUCAUCAUUUAACACGAAUCUGCCCUGAUCAAGGCAUUUUAACUCGAAUCUACCCUGAUCAUAUGUAGGUAGUUUUGGUAGAAUUUGUAUAGAGUAUGCACCAUCAGAUACAGAACACAACCCCCAAUGAAUUAGUGAAGGUCAGAGAGGUUUCACUUUGUUUCAAAGGAAAACAGUAGAAUGUUAGGUAAUGUUAUCUAUGACAGGGCUGUCCAAAAGGUAGAUUCAUAGUAAAACUACAAUUCCCAUGAUGCUUUGCCAGACUUUUCAUCUACCUUUAGGGCACCAAUGAUUUAGCAGGUUAGAACUGGAAUUUUCACAAAUAUGCAGCAUUAUUAAUAAAUUAGGAUAUUGUCUUCAACUUGGUUCAAAUCCAAUAUCUUAGCAUGGUAAAAUACAGUCUUAGCAUGUGAUUAAAAUAGUUAGUAAACUUCAUUUGAAAUAUUUCUAAAAUGACUAAUUUUAAAAUGAACAGUCCUAAAGUGGCAUAUGUGGAGGCUCAACCCCCAAAAUAAACCAUAAGAAGACGUCAUAAAUGGGCAGCAGAAGUCACUAAAAAUAUGUAGGAUAGGUAUUUUGCCAUGAUGUUAUCACUCAAUGCAACUGAUAACAUUUUUUUUGAGGCUUUACAGUUCGUAAGAAAAAAUGAACAAUAAGUACAAUAAGUAUACUGAGUAGUUAUCGGCCAUUAAAUUUGAUUCUUCUAUAUCAAUAAUCCAAAACAUAUUUUAAAAGGUUACAAGUUCAAUGCAAACCUUCCUUACAUUUAAAUCAGAUGGGCUAGGGAAUGUGGCAAUAGUGGAGUUAAAAAAAUAAAAAAAAACUGCCGCAGUCCGUGUAAGGCUCCAUUUGUUUCAGGUUAGCAACGAUUUUGACUUUUGAUGGAACUGCUGCUUGAUUAGAUAAUUGAUAAUUCAGGCAUUUAACUAUUUAGCUGCAAGACGGGUAUACACCGCAGGGUGCUAAGGAAUGGUUUAGUAAUGGUUAAAAAAUGAUUCAGAAAAGGGAUUUUGUUAACAAUGAGAUCAAGGACAGAAGAGUUAUCUGAAGCUGGUCCUACCGGAUUACAAAGUCCAGCCUUUUAAGAAUAAGUGGCAGCAUCGCACUGACUGUGAAGUUUAAUUAAAAGAAGUUCCAGAAUUAGAUGCUGCUUCCAUGUCCCAUAACCCCUUGUGACCUGGUCGGCUGCCUGAGGAAAUAUUUCUUUUUAGAAAGAAACUGCUUUGCGCAGGAUUGCAGCUCAGUGUCAUCAAGAGCCAGUCACAUGAGGAGCAGUAAUUGAAUGCAUCCUGGGUGGAAUAAAAAUAGAUUAAUUGUGGCUAAAUAAAGAUGAACUGAGAAUCAUUCACAGUUUGCUGAUUAGUCCAGUGUACAAAGUGGUAAACAGUCUAAUGCUAGAAGUCGUAGGAUCAACUGAAAUUAAACACUAAUUUCAAAGGAACCUUUUUAUUUUUGAUUGAGCAAAAAGAGGGAAAACAAACUUUUCCAACCAACAAGUUUUAAGAAAGUCUUUCUGCACAACCCAGCACAAGAUUUGUGGAUUCGUUUUGCUAGUGAUGAAAAGAAAGUCCAAUAGAUCCAAAGCCUCAAGUAGAUACAUAAGAGCAUGUUAGCCUUUCAUACUAUUGCAUCCUUGUUUCCAUCUAGGUCAGUAGCUAAGAGACUUUGGUACAUAGUUCAAAAAUAUGAAAAGUUUAGGAAUAAAAACCCUAGUGCAAUUCUGCAAAGUUAUAUUUUCUAGCAUAGAAAUAAGGUCCAUGGAUCUAAUAUGCUUUAAAAGAAAAUCAACCUCUAUUAAAUAGUAUUUAGUCCAUAAAGAAGACAAUGAUAUGACCCGUGAACUACACGAAUUGUGUAUUUUUUAUUAAAAUGUUUAGUACACUGCACUGAUCAGGAAUCCAAAACCUUUCGUUACAUGCAUUUAAUCAUAUUUAUUUGCUAAAUAAAUUGUUUUGUUUUGCACAAAAGACACCAGGAUAGGGUGACCAUUUUCUCCUUUUAAUUAGGGCACUAUUAAAAUCAGUAAAACAAAAAAAAGUAAAAAAAAAAAAAGACCAUUGCAUCAUGCUCGCGCAUAAAAGCAUUCAUAAUGGUGUGGCCUGCAGUAAUACUCAAAUAGAAAAUCUGAUGUCUAAAAUCUUCAACAUAUGAAUACAUCUGAAUCACUGUCAUGUUAUAAUUUCUCAUUUUAUUAAAAUAAACUAUCAUUGAACUGUUUGAUGUGCAAGAUAGCUUCCUUUGAAUGAUACAGUCAGUUUAGUAACUAGAUUAGGGAUAAUUAAUAAUCCAAGCAAGAUGAGGGUAUUCAAGCUUGUAAAAUAACAUGAAUUGAUUGUGAUGUGUCUUGUUACACUUUAGAGCCUGAUGCACUUGUGAAAUCUCCCUUGGGAUAGAUGGGAUGAUGUAAUAUGUGCUGGAAAGAUAUGAGUACAUUGAAAAGAUAAAUAAUAGCUUUUGAAUCGGAGAGGAAUCAACACCAGGCCAAAUUUGGUCUCUGGUGCCUAUUUUAUAGGCUAUGGCCAGAUCUUUAGAUGUUAUUUUCUGUCCAUGGGGCUUUACUACAAAGAUUCUGUUUGUUUUGCAAAUGUGUACAUAUGGCCAUUCAAGUGUCACAUAAAAAUUCUGUGUUUUUCCCAUAGUUUGUAAGACACACAUUAGAACACAAUAUGUGUAUCCUUAAGAAACAUUAGAAAUCAAGACUUUAUCCUAGGGACACAUUAGAAUACAUAUUUUUUUUUAUCUCAAAGUUGUUUUAGAACACAAUGUUUUACAUGUGGGACACAUGAGAACAUAACAUUUCAUCCUUGAGACACAUUAGAAAAUUCUAUUUUCCUUGGGAAACAUUAGAACAAAUAAUAUCAUCUUUGGGACAAAUUAGAACACAAUAUUAUAUCAAUGGGACACUUUACAACACAGCUUAUGAUAAAUGAUCAGAGAGGUGGGUAUUGUUACUAAAUGAACAAUUUAAAAAUAUGCCUAGGGACCCCAUAUAGUAGAGCAAAUAUUGGUAUUUGGAAUGGAUUUACUUCAUGGAUGUUGGGGGUUAUGUAUGAAGGGCAAGCCUAUAUUUUCCACAAAAAAAGUUUUAAAAGUUUAGAAAUUAAAGUAAAUUUUUAUUGGUUUCUUUAGAGAUUGUUCUGCUUUUACACAUUUGCUUUAGAACUGAUAAUGAAUACAAAUUGAUUUUUCUUUUAACCAUUUAACUUUGUAACUGGAUUUACAAAUCGUCCAGAGCAAUCCAUGUCAAUUAUCUAGAAAGUAGAACAUGCCUAAUAGAUUUAUCACUAUUAUGAUAGCAUAUGCUUUUUAAAAAAAUCAUGGGAAUGUAUGCACCACAAUGUUUAUUUUGUUUUUUUAGAUCUAUAACAAGACAAAGGCCAUUUAAAUGUUGUCACUUGUGCCACCUAAAAUACUGGAGUCAGUUAUAUUAACAGACCUUGCAUGUCCUUUAGUUUCAUCGCAGUCAGUUUUAUUGAAUAAUUCAUUCAUCACUUGUCACCGCCUGAUGGACUGUAGAGAGUUAAAAUGUUUAUUGUAUUUAUUUCACGAUGUUAUAUGUAAGUCUAUAUUUUAUUUUUUAUUUUUAAUGAAGCAAUAUUUGAGGCUGAUAUUUGCUAACUGCUAAUCGACGUAUUAAGCCAUCGAUGGACACAAGGAGAAGAGUGAUAGAAGCUAAAAACUUCUACAUUGUCCACAGAAUGCUAAAAAUGCUAUGAACAAUCAUUCUGUGUUUGUGAUGGCAUUUCAUGUCAAUACUCCUCUUUUCCUUUCAGCUCCCUCAUCUCCUCAGUCUGAGGAAGGAUCUGACAUUGACUCGGAGCCAGAUCUUCCUUUGAAAAGGAAGCAGAGGAGAAGCAGGACCACAUUCACCGCAGAACAACUAGAGGAACUAGAGAGGGCAUUCGAAAGAACCCAUUACCCUGAUAUUUAUACACGUGAGGAACUGGCUCAGAGAGCUAAGCUGACCGAAGCAAGAGUGCAGGUAAUAUGCAGUGACCCCCUCUUUCCUAUCUGUAUCUGUAAAACUAUCAUGCAAUUUUGUUGUAUUAAAAGAAAACAAUCAUGGUAUGAUGAAGACUUUCUUAGGAGCAAAUGACUUCGAUGUGCAUUCCAGCAUGGUUCCUUGUGAAUAUAGCUAUAAAAACCCAUAUGUACAUAGGAGCAGCUGUAUUUUAUUUGUAUGUUGUCCUUUCCGAAAGGCUCAUAUUUCAUUGGUCCAUCCACUUUAAUCUCACUUCCUAUAUGUGCUAGUGUUCAUGUGGGAUGCCAUGAAGAAGGCAGGCAAUGGGAAGAUAAGUUCCCGGCAGACGUUUGAACGGAAUGACCCUGACCUGUCCUUCAGUAACUCUGCUUCAAAUUCCAACUUUAUUUCCUACUCCACUGUAAUUUAUGGCAUAAAGAUGGAUCGAAGAAGAGGGGAAAUCAGGGUAAAAAACAAAUCCCAUAAUGUGAGCAGAGAUAAUAAAUGUGGCUGUGUUUCCAAAGCAUAUAUUUUUGUAAGUCAGUGACCCAUACCAGGCAAAUGCAGGAGCUUUUCCCCAGCUGUUGUAAUGUGUCUUUAACCCUCUGACUUCACAACAUUCCUUGUGGCUUCCUCAGAUCCCUGGGGACUCAUAACCUGUCACACUAUUACGAUGAUCUACAGCCUAACAAAUUCUCCUGAACAUCCAACAUAUGGGUCUUUUAGGAAGCACAGCAUGGAGUGGCAUAUCAUUGUCAAUCAAGUUAUAAAAAAAAAAGGUUUGCUGCUUUAAAGGGGUGCGCAGUGCAUCACGUUACAGCAAGCGGCUGAAGAGUUAAACCACCAUCAAUGGUAUAAGACUUGUUUUCAAGUUGCCGCUUUUCAUUAAAACCGCUAUAGCUCUCCAGCGGCCUGUGAAUCCAGCUGUUUUUUUCAGCAGACAAAAUACAAAACACACAUCAAUAAUACUGUGGCCAAACAAAAGGAACAUCAGCCAACCCAUGCAUUAACAUAUCUAGAAAGCUAUAGAAGGAACGGACAAGUCAUAUCACAUAUGGAAUACAUGCAGGGAUGUAUUAAGUGAGUUAACCCAUUCAUCUUUAGCCAUUCUGAAUGUGGGACGGUUUAUGCUGAAAAAAGUUUCAAAUCAGCCACAGACAUCUUAUUUCGUACAAAAAUAUGAACUUGUACGAAUGUUUAUGUUUUUUAGCAGUAGAGUUAUACAUUCAAAUAUAUAAGGCCCUUGCAAUUACUGAACAUUUGAAACAAUAUUGUCGUUUGUAUUCAUUUAAAUUCCCCUCCCUUCAGAGACCUAAAAUCCAGCUAACACUUUCUUUACAAUUGUAAAAUAUCAUCUGAGCGGUACAGCAAAUAAACCAAAUUGCCUCUUUACGUUUUACUGUAGCCACAUGGCAAUCAAAAAUAAAAUACAGUAGUGGUGGGCAUCCAAUCUUCCUCUUAUUAUUUAGGACAUGUGUGCUAAGAAUAUUUUUUGUUAUGUUCCACGUCAACCUUUCCUAUGGGUUUAUUCACUAAAAUGCAAACUAUGAAGAAUUAAAAAGGGAAUUGCAAAUGUUAAAGCUAAAGUAGAAAAUAAUUCUUUAAAAUGUUUCCAUGUCUGCUAUUUUGGCCUACAUUUUGAACUUUGUUGACUCUUUGCAAUUCCUGGUUUACAAACAACACCCUAUGUCAUUAAAUACGUUAUUAAGAGGCUUAUCAGCGUGAUCUAUUCUCGAUACUUUACUGUGUAACUAGAAAAAAAAAUCUAGAAUAAUUGUUAAUGCAUAUGUUUUGUCACUGAGUUACACAUUUAUGAAGUCUGGAAUGUUGUUUACGCUGGCUCAUUAUGUCUUUUCAGGUGUGGUUUAGCAAUCGUCGGGCAAGGUGGAGAAAGCAAGCAGGAGCUAAUCAGCUCAUGGCCUUCAACCAUCUUAUCCCAGGGGCCUUCCCACCAGCAGCAAUGCCAGCAUUGCCAACCUACCAGUUAACAGAGUCUUCAUACCAGCCAACUUCCAUACCACAAGGUAACAGCUAAGAAGGAUCUGAUUCCCUAUAUUUGACGCUUAAAGGACCACUAUAGUGCCAGGAAAACAUACUCGUUUUCCUGGCACUAUAGUGCCCUGAGAAUGCCCCCACCCUCAGGGUUCCACUCCUGUGGCGCUGAAGGGGGAGGAAGGGGUUAGUCCCUUACCUUUUUUCCAGCACUGGGCUUCCUCGGUGCUGGGACUCUCCUCCCUCUUCUUCCAUCAUCGAUUGAAUGCGCAUGCGCGGCAAGAGCCGCACGCACAUUCAGCCAGUCUCAUAGGAAAGCAUUGUCAGUGCUUUCCAAUGGACGCUGGCAUCUUCUCACUGUGAAAAUCACAGUGAGAAGCGCGGAAGUGCCUCGAGCGGCUGUCAAUGAGACAGCCACUAGAGGCUGGAUUAAUCCUAAAGUAAACCCUAAAGUUUCUCUGAAACUGAUAUGUUUACAGCUGCAGGGUUAACCCUAGAUGGACCUGGCACCCAGACCACUUCAUUAAGCUGAAGUGGUCUGGGUGCCUAUAGUGGUCCUUUAACUUUGCAGUGAAGGUUGGCAUGAUACAAUAGAAUUAGAGGUCUUCAUCCCAAUGCUCCAUGACUAUACCACAAGGCUCUAUAACACCACCACAAAGCUAGUUCAGCAGCCAUUCAAUUUGAAAAUACAUUUGUAAUAUCCCCAAAAAUCAUACCCACGUUCAUAUUUGCUUGAGGCACCAAACCAUUUGUAUAUAUGUAAUUUUGUAACAGAUAGAAUCAGCUUCUUGUGUUUAAUGCCAACCUCUGGAAAUAAAACUUUUACAUUCUGAUAUCUCUGCACGGAAACAAGUUUCUGUAGCAGCUUUUGUUUGGGAAGAGCAUUUGGUAUAAAUCUGUAAACAUCCAAUUCAUAGCAACAGAGAGCACGGUAAUGGAGCCUGAAAGUGAAUAAAAAUUUGGCACAUGUAGAUGGAUAGGAAAGAAAGAAAAACAAAGGAAUAGCACAGAUUUAGAAGCAAAAGGGCACAGUAGUUUUGGAACCCACAGGGACUGAUUGAUUACUUUUAUACUUUCAGUAUGAUUUUUUUAUUCUGAAAGGUAUCAUAUUUCUUCUUUUUUAUGGCUGCCACCAAUUUGUUAUGGGAGUUGUUCCAUAAGUCCAUUAUCUCUUAACCCUUGUUAGAAAGGAUAUUAGUGUAGAGACAUAGAUUACACCAAAUUAAACAAACAAGAAAGGGAGGUUGCAAAAAUUUAUUAGAACCUCAUGAUGCAGUCAAAGGGCCUGUUUGAUUUAACUCUGCGUGUGCUAGAAAUUCCAAGGGAUGUGUUCAAAAAAGUAAAAAAAAAUACUUACCGGAAAUCCGAAAAUAUGUAGGGUUAACAAGUUCUCUCUCUUUUUCCAGCUGUGUCAGAUCCCAGCAAUACUGUUCACCGACCCCAGCCGCUGCCUCCAAGCAGCGUUCACCAAAGCGGCCUUCCUUCCAAUUCUGAGAGCAGCUCGGCCUACUGCCUGCCCAGCGGCCGGCAUGGAUUUUCUACCUACACCGACAGCUUUGUGCCCCCAUCUGGACCUUCCAACCCUAUGAACCCCGCCAUUGGCAACGGCCUUUCACCUCAGGUCAGUAGAGUGUUUUCAUUCCUUUAGCUGAGUGCCAGAACUGAACAGGCUAAGUCCCCCAGGCAAGAAGGGAAGAAAUUGCCAAAUUCGAACCAUAAAGUGUUCUUUAUAUGAGCCACAUGAUUUCAUUUUACAAAUUUCCUUCCUUUAUUUUUCCCUCUUCCACCCCCACAUUGGUUACUUCAAAAGCAAUAGCUGGUAGGCUGUCUUUCUAGUUUCAGCCCCCCCUCCCUUUCCAAAAUAACAAGGACCUUUCUCAAGAUACAACUAAGGCUGGCCACGAGGCAUAUGACCAAAACAAUGUAAAUUAGAGGCCUAUCAACACAAGUUCAUUAUCAUGUGCACUUAUAGUAAUAUUUUCAGCCAAUAAAAAGAAUACAUUUUUUUUAGCUUAGCCCAAAAAGUUAUUUACGUUUUCUUUUCUUUUCAUUUAAAAGACCAUGGCACAUAUCACAAAAUUACGUAUUUUUCAGAAUGAAGACUUACAACAUGGCUGAAUGCAUUUGACACAUCAUACAUUAUAUACAUUUUUUAAAUCAUAUGUGACCAAUAUGAAUUUUUCACUCACAGGCCUUGUAUAGUCAUGUUGGAGUCCCAGUGUCAUCCCAUUUCAUAUUGUCUGUGUAGGUGCCAAACUUGUGAAACCAUUGGUCCACAAAUUAUCAUGCCCCAAUAGUGUGUGAAUUGAUGUAUUAUAUUUGGUGAUAUUUACAGAAUUCACAGAAUUCACAGAGUGAAUUUUUUGCUCUUAAAGCACAUUGAUAUAGAAUAUUCAUGUACCCCUCUCCUCUAUUACCUGAACACAUGCCAGUGAGAUGGUUGCUGGAUUCAAAUAUUCAAAUAAACAAUAUGUAAAGUACUGUAAUCCUUGCCAAAGCAGUGCAAUAAGCAAAAUCAUAAUAUUGGUUUACAUGGUAGUCGGUCCAUAUUUACAAGUUUUCUCCAGAAUUGGUCUCUGUACAUAGCCCCGUUGUGUCUUCUAACAGCACCCUGUGUUAUUUGAUUUGUGUAACACUUUUAGUGCCAAAGUCAUUUUACCAUGCAUAUUGACCACCCUACUGACAUCAAGAAGGUGUGAAUGUUCUAACCAAGUCAGAAUCAGGAAACAACCUAUCUCUGCAUUGUCAUUGUCAGUAAGUUGCUUAUCCCCUGGACUAUAGAGUCUUUGACAGUUAUCACUAAGCAUGCCCAUUAAUAGUAUUUCCCAAACAUGGUAUCCUAGAAACAGCAUUUUUUAAAGUUAUUACAAACAAACUGUGUUCUGUUGUGUAAUAUCUGCUUUGUUUUGAGAGAUGCGUUAUAAUUACAGAUGAGUACAUGGAGUUAUUACUAAGAAUUAAUAAAUGCUGGAAAGCUUGGCUUUUAUAAAUUAGCACAAUAACUGCACCAUGGGAAUCUGUGCAUUUCUUAAAGCCAUAAUUAUACUGUUAAUUUUCAUUUAAAGGAUGGGGGAUGGUUUUGGGAGUUCCAGGAAAAUAAAUUGACUUGGUAAUUAAGUGUCAAAAGGUUGGUUGAAUUUUGUACGGUCCACAUCUGCCUGAGGUUGACUUGACAUUGUUAAUGUACGCCUAAACACAGAGAUUUUUAUUAUAUCAGAGCGCUAAUAUUCAGGUGUCUAAUAGUUUCACAGAAUGGCGUGCAAUCUAUAAUUAAAAUCAGAGUUCUUUGUGGGGCUAAGUGGGGGCAUCUUCACAGCUAUGUAUCCUCCCCAAACACAUCUCCCUCUCGGCAUUGAGAGGAAACAGAGGGAAUAUUCAAUAUGACAUAAAUGAAAAGUGAAAAGACAAUUAUACUCAAUUACACACUCAUCAGCCUGGCUCUAGCAGUAAGAGGGCAUCCUAAUAGGCAGAAAAUGAGAUUUUAAUGGCACAAAGGGGAGCCAAAAUAACGACUCACGUCUCUUCUCUGUCCUCAACGUGAAGUUUGCAUCUUGAGAGCCACAGUUACUCUCUGCUAGACAGUGAUAAAUCUAUGGAAAUAUACAGUUCAAAGGACUUUUCGAGUUAAAACAGGACGAACAUUAAAAUAUAGUGGCAUAAACAUUAUUGCCUGCAGGCAUAAAUAUAAAUUCUCAUAAAAUCGGCCUUGAGCAGUAAAUGUAAUUAAGCCUCCGAGUUUUCUAUUGCACAUUAACAGGAAGUCCAAACGUACCAGCUUUGAAUUGUUUGAAGGACUAAGCAUUUGAAAUGGAUUAAUCUCAUCUUUUCAUAUAUUUUACAGUUUUGUUUUUUAAAUGAUCCUAUAGAGAAUUAAUAGACUUUCUUAAAUGAAUUGUUAAAACACAUCCAUCUUGUGUGUUUGUAGUCGUACUCGUUUACAUUAAAUAAUGUACCUGAAGGUGAAAAUAUAUUUGUUAGUUGAACUGACUAAAGUUCAUGAAUAUUGUCUGCUAAUCUCAUUUCACACGAAAUAAUGGGAGAAGAAUAAAUUACACUAAAUGCUUAUUGUAUAAAUGCUGUGCUAUAUGGACUAAUUAAGUAUCAUUUUGUAUAGAAAAGUAUUUAUGAUGACAUUUGUAGAAUUUAGACCUUGUGUAUUCAAAUACAGUAGCUUCAGUGGUUAAAUGACUAUAACUCCCAUGAAUCUUUGGCAGCCACUUGCUAUGAUUUAAAAUUGGCAAAUGUUUGUUGUAUUUGCAGUGAAAGGACAAUUGGAGGUUCAGUAUUUGAAUUUCCUGACUCACACGUAAUGCAGACAGUGAUGGCUUCCAAACUCCAGCUAAAUAUAACAUAGAGCUUUAAACUUGGCUUCCACUAAAUCAUUUCUUAACAUUUAUAUGUAUGCGGUAAAUCAGGAAGAACAAAGCAAAAGUAUAAGCAGAUGACAGAACAAAAACCUGUAAUAAAUAUCCUACUGCCCCUCUGCGUCCAUUUUCCAACAUUGGAAAAAAAAAAGUGGUUUUCGACCACAUGUUAUAGGGACAUGUUCAACGUGCUGAGUUUGGGAACCACUUAAUAACUAGUUAAGAUGAAAUACAAUCAAUAAAUUCCAAACAUAACCACCUGCAAAGGUCAUUGAAACGAUAAAGUAUUUGUGAUCUCUCUGGUUAACUCAUCAGCAUACAGAGCAGUUAGACAGAUCUCAGAGAUCAUAGUAAUAUACUGGAUAUUCAGUGUGACUUUUUGUUUGUUACGGAAGAGAAAAAUAUAAAGACAAUAUCAACAUUUGUAUAUAACAUGUCAACUACUACAGUCAAGAUACUAUUAUUUAUUAUUUUUCUUUCUGACAUUUUUUCAUUUUUGUUUUGAACAUUUUAUGGUUUUGGUGUUUAGGAGACUAGAAAUCUUGCUCGUCGAGACCAUUUAUGGAAAGAGCAUUCAGAUAACAGAUUUCAUAUAUAUAUUGUUUACUAUAUCUAGGUGGCACUUUGUGACUUUUAUAUGCCUUAACGAUGGCAAACACCUGACAAAAUCAUAUUACCACAAGUCAGGUGACAAACAAUGAGCAAGAUUGACAUUUUUCUACAUCUACAUAUUUUCAGCAGUUGGCAUUAUUGUCCCGUGGACUUUCUGUCUCAACAAAUGUUCACAUAUUUUAUGUAGAAUUCCAUGUAUCUUUAAUUCCUAAAACUCAUACACGUUCCUAAAUUCUGCAAAUAUAGUCAACCCCAUAAUUAAAUUUUAUUAACAUUAUGUAUUAAACGGCCUCAUUUUGUGAAAUUCAACUUAAUUUAGAGUGACAAAUAAAUUAUGAAAGGUGAUCUCAUUGUUUAAGUAUGAAUUAGAUGUAGUGUGUUAAUAUGAAUAAUAUGAAUAAUAAGGGCAUUGGGAUUGACAUCACUAUAAUACAAAGUGAUCUUUUGAAACAGUGAUGUAAUUACAGUAUGUUCCAUGGAAAAUCAGUAAAACAUAUCUGUCCUGCACGAAGAUUGCCACAGAAUGGGAAACACUGUCUGAAAAUGCACAGUAAACCCCAUCAGAGAGGGGUUAAGAGACAAUACAAGUGUGCAAAAGCUUCUAUUGGAAGGCUGGAGACAGUGUUAAUGUUUGGCUUGCUUGGUGUUAAUAAACCAUAGCAGAACAGUAAUCCUACAUUCUUCUCAUGCAAUAACUCUGUCAAAACAUGCUCCGGCCUUGCAGAAAUGUCAUGUCCCUCAAUGAUCAGACAGAUACAACUAAUGAUAUCUUUCCCUUCUGUACAUACUUAGCCUCAACUUCCAUUUAGACUAGGGAUUUUCUGCUUCCUCAAACUUCAUAUGAACUUUAGGCUUUUCUUUCUGGGGCACAUGGCUGAUGGUAGAAACCUCCAACCUACAUGCACUGACAUCAUUAGAUGGUAGAUAACCUCAACCCUGGUACAAGAAGCGACAUUAUUAAAUAGUAGAAAUCCCUGACCCUGGUACAUGAAGUAUCUUCAUUAGAUGGUCAAUACACUCUACCCCUGUUACAAGAAGCGACAUUAUUAAAUAGUAGAUAUCCCUGACCCUGGUACAUGAAGUAUCUUCAUUAGAUGGUCAAUACCCCCAACCCCUGGUACAUGACAUGACAUUCUUAGGUCGUAGACUCAGAACCUCUGAUAUAUGUAUAUGUGUUACAUACAGACAUGCCAUUACAUACAUCUUCAUGUUUCUAUUAAUUAUUUCCAUUUUGCUCAUUCACCAAAAAUCUAAACCAGAAAGUUACAUACAGCCUGUUCCUUUAGGAUACAGAUACUCAGACUCCCCCAUGUUCACACUGAGAUUCCUCUACUCUUUAAUCCAUAUUAAUAGGACAUGUAGACACAAAUCAUAGUGAUGCGUGCUUCAGAUGAAGUGCAUACGAUGGAGAUAUCUGUAUCAAUUUACAAGGGAUAUAAAGUGCCAGCGUUUGAUUCAUGCCCGUGUGAACAUGGCUCUGGAAUCUGAAGGCGCUCCGUGCAGAGGGAAUAGUAAAGAGCAGGUGGCACCAUUUUUCUUAGAACAGGGGGAUGUGAGCGGCAUCUGUUUCACAUCACAAUAGAGCAACGCUCCGGACAUCUUCAGGACAUGCCCAGCUUCCCGUGGAGAGAGCUUCUGUAAAUUACACGCUACACAUGUGUUAGGGUCAAAUAUGAACUGAGCACAAAUUCUAGUAGCCACUAUGUUAACCCCUUUGUAGCUUGAAAACACAAACACUUAAUACAAAAAAGGUCCCCCGAGACACUAUAAGGAUUUAUAAAGCAUGCACAUGAAUUUUCUUACUGUGUAAAUAUUAUCUCUUUAAAAUGAUUCUUAUGUAAGGUGUGUAUUUAGCCAGUUAAAAAAAAAUCUAUUAUUUUUAAAUUCCUUAUUAUAGUAGUAAUAUUUAUAAGUGUAGCUUAUUAAGCGAUCCUUUACAUUCUAUACAUUAGUAAAAAUUUUAAAAAAACAAUAACAAAUCAAUAAAUCAAUGGCUCAUAUGGUUAAUACACCAGUGUAGCAUUGUUAAUACCUGUCCAAACCUCAAGGUCAUGGGCUCUGUUCCUGGCAAGGUCAGCUCUCUCUUCAAGAACAUAUACCAGGAAUUGGGUAACAUUAACAUAUAUAGCUUGAUGUAAUCAAAAAUUUGAGAAAUGCUUUUAUUUAUACUUCAUCAUUCCUGAUCAGAUAUCUUGACAACUGAACAAAUGAUGGACCACAAGAUACAUUCAGUUAGGACAGACUAUAACAUACAAUGCAUUGUAAGGAUUGAUACUCUUACUGUUGUAGCCAGAAUUAGACACAUAUCUGUGUAACUUAGCAGACAUGCAACUUUACAAGUCUACUUCGUUAUACGAGUGAAAAAGGGAUAUAUGCAUAUUUGUCAGUUGAAUGCAGCACAAUAAUUUAGGCGUCAGGUCUAAAUCAUUGCCAUAUUGGUAUGAAGGAGCUAAUAAAAUGAAAGCAAUUCUAUAUAAUGAGCCUAUCACGUCAAGAGAGUGUCACAUUCCGGAAUAUUGACAUUGUGUUCUAUCGGGCAAGAUAAAUGCUUAGAACUCUGCCUCUGCAACCAAUAAGCACAAGCCUGGUUUGAACAGGAAACAUUGCUAAGUAGAUACUCACUAGUUUUGUAAAAGGGAUUAGACCGAGGUGACUGUGCCCUUCCCUUCACUCUCUGUUCAGGUGAAAAGGUCAAGGCACAAAAAAUACUGAGGUCUUGAAGCCUUGGGCUACUUCCCUUUUUAGCCUUCAAACAGACAAAAGCAGGAAAAUCAAAUUAUUGAAAUGUUAAUUGAGUGCAGGUAGAUUCCUGGAGCACUAGAGCCCCUAUUAUAGCAGAGUAUACAGUACUCAUUGUGCUUACAGUUACCCCUACAAAACACAUCUCUGUCCAACAAGGAAGCCAAAAAAUGUAAGAAAGGAACAUACGUAUUCCUGACACUAUAGUCCUGAUGUGGCAUUGUAAAUGACCGGCCUUGCUCCCUUCGCGCUGAAAGGUGAUUUUAUUUACCUUUUCUCCCACGCUGCGCCGGUCUCGCCGCUACUGGCCAUGCUUAGUUUUGGCUCAAUGGCUGAGAUCAUUAAUCUUGAUGAUCUCAGCCAAUCCAAUUCUUUCCCAUAGGAAAGAACUGGGACACUAUUGCUCUAUGCUUCACUAAUCAGCAUCUCCUCAAAAAGAUGCAAUGAAUCAGUGCAUGUCUAUGGGGAGAGUUUAGCGUAUUCAUGCAGAGCACACUGUGCAGCACUGAGAGAGGAAGCAUUUCUUGUUGCCACUUGAGUGAGAUAUAUUACUAGGGACUAAUUUAAAGAAAAAAAAUACAGAAAAAGGGCAGCCCUUUUUCUGUAUUUUUUGUUUUUUAUCCUUAAGGGUUUUUGAGGGAUUCCCUUUUAGGGUUGCUGCUUAUUUGUGUUAUUCAGCGCUCACUCAUUGUCUUGGUUUUAUACUAAUUUAAAGAAAGCCUUUUCUCUGAAAAGGCAGCGUUUACAAUGAAAAUCCUGCAGUAACAGACUAUAGACAUCAGAACCACUACAUUAAGCUGUAGUAAAUCUGGUGACUAUAAUGUCCCUUUAACAAAACAUACAGUGGGACUGGAGCACUAAACUCCAAACAAACUUAAAAGUGCAACACUGAGUUAUAAGGAGGUUUCCUUUAUUUUAAGUAAACACCUUAUAAUUCAUUAUUAUAUCAAUGUGGCUUAAUAUAGUCAGUAUUAAAAGAUAAUUUUUAAGGGGUUACCAUCUGUUUUUUGAAACACAAUGAGAAUUGUUUUCAAUGCUAAUGUUAAUUAAACCUAUGAUUAUUUGUUUUCCUCCAAAUCUGCCUGUCUGCCUAUUUAACAACUUAUUGUAUGCACCUGUCAUUGUAUCUAUCAAGUUGGAGGUAAUUUUGAAAGAAUCAUCAUAAAUGAAUUAUGCUCAUUAUGUCAUCUACCCUUUUACAGGUAAUGGGACUCCUGACUAACCACGGUGGAGUGCCUCAUCAACCUCAGACGGAUUAUGCCUUAUCACCUUUAACUGGAGGUCUGGAGCCCACCACUGCUGUAUCAGCAAGCUGCAGCCAGAGACUAGAUCACAUGAAGAGUUUGGAUAGUCUAUCAACAUCACAGUCAUAUUGCCCACCUACCUACAGCACAUCAGGAUACAGCAUGGAACCCGUAACAGGCUAUCAGUAUGGACAGUAUGGACAGAGUAAGUAUCUACAUGAGUAAUUUUGCUGGGUGCAUGAUGCCUCAAUUAAAGGGACACACCAUCCACAGUGUUUUCCUAGACACAGAUCACUGAUACAUGUUAGUGGACUACAUAUAAAACGUGCUAUUCUGCAGUAUGUAGAAUUUAUAUACUGCUGAUUUCCUCAACAAUUAGUCAUUUUCCUCUUACUGCAUAAGAAUAGUACAUAUUCACGCGUUCAUUUUCAAGAAGUAUAUGGGACAUGUGUCCAGAAGCAAACAUGAUGGAUCUGGCAACACUACUGGCAGAGCAGAAAAACACACAUGUGCCAGAACCAACUUCUGUAUAACUGUCAUUCCAAAGGAAAAUGUUUAGCCAAGUGGUUACCAUUCUUUCUUAUCAAAUGAAUGACAAAACACUCGUGGCUCAACUGUGCAUAUGUGGUUCCCAUGAAUUUAUACUGCGCACAGAGGAGUCAUGUGGACAUCAUGCAUGCACAUUCUUUGUAUUGCAGUAUAUUCUAGAACGGGGGAGGCAACAUUCUGCACUCCUGAUGUUGUGAACUACAUCUCCCUUGAUGCUUUGCUAGCAUUAUAGCUGCAGGAGCAUUAUGGGAUACAACAUCUGUAGUGCGGAAGGUUGCCUACCCCCGUUCUAGGUUAUAGGGAAUUCUUUUACCAACUUGGCUAUUUAACCUACAAUUUGCAAUUCCCAGGUGAAUUUCUGAUAAUUCACAGUUUAAUGAAUUACUGCACAGAAAAUUAAGAUUUAAAAAUAAUCACUGAGCACACAUAAAUAUAUAUAUAUCUCAAAAGAUGCAUGUAUGCAUAUAUGGCUAUAGAUUUGUAUCUGUCUCUACAUACGUACAUGAACCACAGAGGCUGAAAGUUCAGAAAGACAUUCUAGAUCACGUACAUCUGGUUAAAUAUCCCCCUUCUGAGAAUGAACUAUAGUUUAACUAUUCCCAUUCAACUGUCCCACUUUUUUCAAGGGCAGUGAUUUGACUGUUUAUCUGAUAAAAACUGAAAACAAUAAUCGUUGUGGCUUCCAAUAGAAGCUUGAUGACUCUCUUUUUCUCACUGAGUCUCUUUUGUCUCCGGUACUCGUUGAUUGUUCUCUCCAAAACAUCUGUUGCAUAAUUAUUUUCUUAAGUGAUGUCAAAGACAUCUUGAGGUGAUUACGUGCCGAGACAUGAGACCUGACCGCCAUUAGGUAAAACAGAAGGUUUUGCCCGACAUGCAAUAACCACGGGCAUGCCCCAUAUUAAAAACACAUGUCUUUAAUCAAGUCUGUUCAAGAGUCAUUAACGUAUAUGAUCCCAGAUUCUGAAGAGUUUGUCAAACUUGUCCCAGGAAUAAAAAUAUUAGACUUAUUCUUUAAUAUCACAGUAUUACAUGUGACAAUGUCAACCUAUGGUUCAGGUUGUCUUUUGAAGUGAAGUGGUCUUAAUUCUUCUAAACAUCUUUCUCCAUUUCUUUACCCGCAGGUGCCUUUCAUUAUCUGAAGCCAGACAUUGCAUAAAAGCAGUUCCUCCAGAAGUAAUGAUAUAUUCAGAAGCUUGGAUAGGAUGGAAAAAUCUUAUCAAUUCAUAGAACCAUCUGGGGUCCAACUGCAAGACAGAGACAAAAAAGCAACAAUGGACAUUUCUGCUUUACUUUGCGGAGAGUGUAGUAUGUUUCAUGGGAGAUGCUUCAAUGCAUAUGGGUGUUUAUUGCUGUGCUGGACGUACAGUGUUUAUGCUAAAUGGACAUAUCUGACUCCAGGAACUGAGGAAACAUUCGUAUUGCAGAAGCCACACACCGUUUACAACUCAACAGAGGUCUGACUCAGUCUUAUAAACUGCAUUGUUGCCUUUGCCCUCACCGUUGGUUUCACACAAAGAAGAUUAAAGGACAAACCGUAAACAUAACUGAGUUAGGGAGCAUGUUGAAAAACUAUUUCUUUUAAUCCUUUUUGCCCUUAUUGACAACUCAGACAUUAUGUAUAUCCGUUUUGGGAACCACUAGAAAUGAAUAGAAUAAUGGGACCUUCUUCAUGUUGCACGUGUCCACAAGAAAGGUUAAGAAGAAAAGGAUAUACAUUUCUUUGUGCCAAGUUAUCUUAAAGUAUAGUCGUUGCGCAGCUUGAUUUGGCUAAAUCAAGGGUGUUCAAACUAUGGCACAGCAGAUGAUGCUGGACUACUGAUCUGGAAGGUCAAGUUUGGCCACUUUUAGACUAAUUAGAUGGCAUUCCAGUUUUCCAGAUAACAUCACAUCCCAUAGGAUUGUAGAAUAGCCAGUAUUAACAGAUAUCUUAAUUAAAUAAAUGUUAUUUUAUGGUUAUACAAACUAAGAAAAAUGAUCACUUAUUUAGAUAAUUGACAAAUUAAUUUGGAGUUAAAAAAAAGUCAUAAUCAUGUGAGGAAAACCCAAUGCAAAAUUUUAUGGCUGAUGAUCAAUGUGCAAUACCAUACCUCACUUCAACCUUCACCUACUUGGCCAUGUCUUGUGAAUUCAGAUGAUUUGUAUUUUAUUUUGUUUUUUUGUAAUUUUGUUCAAUGAACUUUCUUGAGCUUAGUUAGAUAUUUUUUUCUAUAAAAGAAAACUAUUUUCCAGUAUGGUUAAAAAAAAGACAUUCCAGCAAUUCAUCUGUCUAUUGUUAAGUACUGACCAUUUAUCUUGAAAGGAUUUGGAUAGGAUGCAACUGUUCUGAAACUCAUCAAUCGGUUCCAUAUUAAGAUAGCCUAUUUAUGUGCCAGAAUUCUAAACUAGUGGUGAUUUAUUUAUGGUAAAUAAUGUUCUCUUUUGCGUAUAAAUUGGUUUGUUUGCACAACCAGUCUUAGGCCAGUUGUAAACAUCAACACACCUCUUUCUUAAAACAGCUUGCCCUAUUACUACCACACACACCGUUAGCUUACUGCACAAUAAAAUGGGUCAAGGGAUCAUCCUGGCAUGGAGUUGCUGACGUUGUGUUCUGGGUUACGUGAGGCAAAAGGAAAUUACAGUCCGUUUUAUUUAUAUAUAUAUAUAUAUUUUUUUUUUCAUUUUCUUGACAAGAAAUGCGAGGUAGGGCACAAAAUACAUUCCUUUAAGAAUUAUGGGUAAUAAAUUAGGGUUUUUAGGUAGGAUAGAUAGCUCAGAGAUCAGACUUUCGUCUUACAGGUGAUGGAAGAAGUUACAUUUUAUUUGUGUGUAGCCGGUUCUACUGGCAUCAGAUGCUGCAAUAUGUUUCAUGUAAAAAGUGCAGUAAAUAUUUACUAUUUAUAAUAAAUAAACAG